Pelobates cultripes (western spadefoot toad) is the source of this 65250-nucleotide messenger RNA. Lineage: Eukaryota; Metazoa; Chordata; Amphibia; Anura; Pelobatidae. The record is from the annotation of a GenBank genome assembly.
AGUGCGGUUCCGGGUCAUCUCGUUAGACUCAAACCUGAAGCCAGUAAAGGAGUCGGUGAGUAAACUUCUCCCUUGGUCCAAUUUCUUCAACCUUGUUUCAUUAAUGGCAUUUUCACAAAAUGGAUUAAAAUUUUACUAAUCAUGGCUUUUGCUUCAAAUUAUUUUUAAGCAAUCCUAAAUAAGGAUAUUUUUAAAUGAGGAGAGGAUAGAGGGGAAAUGUCCCAGAGUGAGGAGAGGAUAGAGGGGAAAUGUCCCAGAGUGAGGAGAGGAUAGAGGGGGAAAUGUCCCCCAGUGAGGAGAGGAUAGAGGUGGAAAUGACACCAAGUAAGUAGAAGAUAGAGGGGGAAAUGCCCCCGAGUAAGGAGCGGAUAGUGGAGGAUAAUGUCCCCGAGUGAGGAGAGGAAAAAGAAGAAAUUGCCCAGAUUGAAGAGAAAAUAGAGAGGGAAAGGCACAGAGUGAGAAGAAAUGGCCCCGAGUGAGGGAAUGGCACAGAGUGAGAAGAGGAUAGAGGGGAAAUGGCCCAGAAUUAGGAAAGUUAGAAAGGGAGAUGGCACAGAGUGAGCAAAGGAUAGAUGGAGAGAUGGCAGAGAGUGAGGAGAGGAUAGAGGGGAAAUGGCCCAGAGAGAGAAGAGUAUAGACAAGGAAAUGGCACAGAGUGAGAAGAGAAUAGCGGGUAAAUGGCCCUGAGUGAAGAGAGGAUAGAGGGGAAAUGGCCAUGAGUGAGGACAGGAUAGAGCGGAAGUGACCCCAAGUGAGAAGAGGAUAGAGGGGGAAAUGGCACAGAAUGAGAAGAGGAUAGAGGGAGAAUAGCACAGAGUGAGGAGAGGAUAGCAAAGGAUAGAGGGGGAAAUGCCCCCGAGUGAGGAGUGGAUAGAGGGGGAAGUGUCCCUGAGUGAGGAGAGGAAAGAGGGGGAAAUUAAACAGAUUGAGGAGAGGAUAGAGGUGAAAUGGCACAGAGUGAGGAAAGGAUAGAGGGGGAAGUGGCAUAGAGUGAGGAGGAUAUAGAGAAUAGCACAGAGUGAGGAGAGGAUAGAUGGAUGAAAUGUCCCAGAGUGAGGAGAGGACAGAGGGGGAAAUGGCACAGAGUGAGGAGAGGAUAGAGAGGAAAUGGCCCCGGGUGAGGAGACAUUUGGCAGAGCUUCAACUUGCCCAGUGUGCGAAGAGGAUAGAGGGGAAAUGGCCCAGAGUGAGAAGAUGAUAGAGGGGAAAUGGUAUAGAAUGAGUAAAGGAGAGAGUGGAAAUGGCCCAGAGUGAGGAGAUGAUAGAGGGUAAAUGUCCCCGAAUGAGGAGAGGAUACUCCAAGGGAGUAUAGUGAUUAUAGCAAUCCCCAGAGGAGCGAAUAUAGCUGUUCCCUCCAAGCAUGAGACUAGGAUCUAUGUUGAGGGUGAAGGACAGAGUGAGGAAAGGAUAGAGGGGUAAAUGGCCCCAAGUGAGGAGAGGAUAGAGGGGGAAAUGGCCCCAAGUGAGGAAAGGGCACAGAGUGAGGAUAGGAUAGAGGGAAAUGGCCCAGAGUUAGGAAAGGUAGAGAGGGAGAUGGCACAGAGUGAGUAAAGGAGACAUGGGGAGAUGGCACAGAGUGAGGAGAGGAUAGAGGGGAAAUAGCCCCAAGUGAGGAGAAGAUAGCAGGGAAAUGGCACUGAGUGAAGAGAUUGUCACAGCUACCCCAGUGGAGAGGGGGUAUCAGCCGUUGGAGACAUCCUUCUUCCCGGAAAGAUGCUGUGCAGUAAUGGAGUGGCCUUCUUUCUAUCAGCUGGAUCCAAGUAGAGAGGGAGAGGUAGAGCUCUUAAAAUAGCUAGUGAUUAGCUGAGCAGAUUCCCUUUCAAGAACGAGACAAAGCUAUGUUUUGGAGGGUAAAGUAGAACUGAGGUUUUAAUGACAGGUACUCCUUUUAUGUGGUGCUCCCAUGCAAGGGAGACACCCACAAACAAUUAGACAUUAACCAAUCAAACAGUGGUUACAUCCCCCAGAUUCCCUCCCCUCUGCUUGGGAGGUAAUUGAGUUUCUUACUGUAUCUACUCAAUUAUCUCCAAGCUAAAACUUAUACUUUUUAUGCAUUUUUAUAAAUUUCUGAUUUUUCAUCAUACAGGAAUAAAACUUAUAUUUUUAUGAACAACACAACUUGGGGACAAACAUGUUCAAAAUUCAUACAAAUCCAUUCAGGGGCUCCAGAAAUAUUAAAAAGUCUCUUUGGACCGACCGCACCCCUGUUUGUAUGCCCAAAACAGUUCCACAGAUUCAGGCUGUGCGUUUGGUCUAUUUCUGCCAUGAAAAUUAACAAAGUCCCAUCCGAAGGCGGCAUUCGAAUAGUCGAACGCACUUCGACUUCUGUUGAAGUAAAAAACGGGGUUAAGUUUCAGCGGUGUUCGUUAGUUAAGUGGAGGUCUAUUUUACACUAAAAAGAUGACAAAGUCCCAUUCGAACAUACGUUCGAAUCUUCGAAUGGGACUUAGUCUCCAGCCGCAGUGUCGAAGGGUAGGGGAAGGUACAGGUCAGCGGUGUUCGUUCAAAUGUGUGGCCGAUUUCCGUUCCAGGGAUUUGACAGCACACACUGCUGACCGCGUUCGACUGAAUUAAAAUGGCCGCCUCCACGUGUUCAAUUGUCUAAUGGCGGCCACUUCAACUACUUCGGCACUUCGGCUGUAUCUGAAGUGCCAAUUUAAAGUUGUAACACUGCUUCAAAGUAAUUAAAGAGCCAGAAACAGCAUUAUAAAAAUCCAUUAUGCCCAAAUACAGUUCUUAAAGGGUCAGUAACAGUAUAAUAUGAGUCCAUAAGCCCCCAACUCAGUUCCUUAAAGGGCAAUACAUCCCAGUGCCAUAUCAAACGUACCAAUCCUUUGCACAAAACAGUUAAAGGGCCAGACACAGUCUUUGUUCUUAGGUACAGGGCAAUGUGGAUGAUGGCAGGAAAACAAAAGGUAGAGGUUCCCAGGCAACAUAGUAGGAGGUUGUUACAGAGAUGAUAGAACUAAAAUGGCACAGAGUGAGGAGAGGAUAGAGGGGCAAUGGCACAAAGUGAGGAGAGGAUAGAGGCGAAAUUGCCUGCAGGGAGACUGCCUGAUAGAGGGGGAAAUGGCACAGAGUGAGGAGAGGAUAGAGGGGGAAAUGGCACAGAGUGUGGAGAGGAUAUAGGGGGAAAUGCCCCCAAGUGAGGAGCGGCUAUAGGGGAAAUGUCCCCAUGUGAGGAGAGGAAAGAGGGGGAAAUGGAACAGAGUGAGGAGAGGAUAGAAGUGAAAUGGCACAGAGUGAGGAGAGGAUAGAGGGGGAAAUGGCACAGAGUGUGGAGAGGAUAGAGGGGGAAAUGCCCCCAAGUGAGGAGCGGCUAUAGGGGAAAUGUCCCCAUGUGAGGAGAGGAAAGAGGGGGAAAUGGAACAGAGUGAGGAGAGGAUAGAAGUGAAAUGGCACAGAGUGUGGAGAGGAUAGAGGGGGAAAUGCCCCCAAGUGAGGAGCGGCUAUAGGGGAAAUGUCCCCAUGUGAGGAGAGGAAAGAGGGGGAAAUGGAACAGAGUGAGGAGAGGAUAGAAGUGAAAUGGCACAGAGUGAGGAGAGGAUAGAGAGGGAAAUGGCACAGAGUGUGGAGAGGAUAGAGGGGGAAAUGCCCCCAAGUGAGGAGCGGCUAUAGGGGAAAUGUCCCCAUGUGAGGAGAGGAAAGAGGGGGAAAUGGAACAGAGUGAGGAGAGGAUAGAAGUGAAAUGGCACAGAGUGUGGAGAGGAUAGAGGGGGAAAUGCCCCCAAGUGAGGAGCGGCUAUAGGGGAAAGGUACCCAUGUGAGGAGAGGAAAGAGGGGGAAAUGGAACAGAGUGAGGAGAGGAUAGAAGUGAAAUGGCACAGAGUGAGGAGAGGAUAGAGGGGGAAAUGGCAUAGAGUGAGGAGAGGAUAGAGGGGGAAAUGGCAUAGAGUGAGGAGAGGAUAGAGAAUAGCACAGAGUGAGGAGAGGAUAGAUGGGGGGAAAGUCCCAGAGUGAGAAGAGGAAAGAGUGGGAGAUGGCACAGAGUGAGGAGAGGAUAAAGGGGAAAUGGCACAAAGUGAGGAGAGGAUAGAGUGAAAACAGGGGAAAUAGCACAGAGUGAGGAGAUGAUAGAGUGAUAAUGGCACAGAGUGAGGAGAAGAUAGAGGGGGAAAUGGCACAGAGUGAGUAGAGGGUAGAGUGGAAAUGGCCCAGAGUGAGGAGAGGAUAGAGCUAAAGUGGCCCCAAGUGAGGAGAGGAUAGAAAGGGAAAUGGCACAGAGUGAGGAGAGGAGAGGGGGAAAUGGCACAGAGUGAGAAGAGGAUAGAGGGGAAAUGGCAAAGAGUGAGGAGAGGAUAGAGGGGAAAUGGCCCAGAGUGAGGAAAUGAUAGAGGGGAAAUAUCCCAGAGUGAGGAGAGGAUAGAAGGGUAAUGCCCCCAUGAGGAGGGGAUACUCCAAGGGAGUAUAAUGCUUAUAGCAUAUGACGGACCACCUGGCUCCCUGACUGGGUGCCCCCGCCAAUCGAUGCUUCCUAGCUGACGCUGUGUACCAUAAGCACCCCACUGGACACCAAAAUCACCGUAGCCCUUUAGCCGCCAUAGCUUGGCUGGGGUCUCGCUGUCCAUCACCCACCCUGGACCCUAGCCCACGAUCCAGCUUCCAGUGGGUGGACCUCUCCUACUCCAGAGAGUAUAGCAGGUAUAGCAGUGUAGCUCUUACUCCAGUGAUUAUAGCCAGUAUGGCAAACUGAAGCAGGUAUAGCUGGUAUAGCUGUUCCCUACAAUCACAAGACGAGGAUGAGUGUUGAAGGUGAAGUGAACUGAUUUUAAUGGGACCACACUUGGUCUUUUAUGACAAUCCCCAUGCAAGGGGCACUCCCCUCUGGACCUGAGAGUAAACCACAGCAGGAGGCUGGCAAGCAGGCUCAUCCAAAAGCCUGUGGCAAGGUUCUGUUCAUCACAUAGCAAUUCCCAGAGUAGUGAAUAUAGCUGUUCCCUCCAAGCAUGAGAUGAGGCUCUAUGUUGAGGGUGAAGGACAGAGUGAGGAGAGGAUAGAUGGGAAGUGGCACAUUUGAGGAGAGGAGAGGAUUGAGGAGAAGGCAACAGAGCCAAUAUAGCCUUGGCAGUGAGGGUAUAAAGGAAAAUAGGGAUGUACUGGAACUAUGAUAAAUGAAGGAAAGGUUAGUGAAGUUAGUUGGGUGGUUCAGCAGGAAUCUUACACAGGGAGAGGUGGAUUGGUAAGACUAACUAAUAUGUGAGGAGGAUAGGGUGUUUUAGCAUGUGGGUCAAUAAAGGAAAUUUGGAAGAAUUGUUUGAUACCAAGCACUGACAGAUGGAUAAGGAGGUGGUGAAUUGUUAGAGAGGAGAAGUAAUAGGAUUGCCAUGGAGGGAGACUGUCUAUUGGAGCCCUAAGGAGGAAUCAAAUGGUCUUUAAUGCAUACAAAGAAGAAUGAAAUUGAGAGGUAGUGGCAUGUGAGGAUGUACACAGACACUUGCCUUGGGUCGAGUUUAAUAAGGUCAUUCACUGGGCAAUGUUUGUCUUCUCUCUGUCAUGACAAGGUGAAUGGCUGGGUUCAUUUCUGAAUGGAGCCUGUUCACAUGUACGGUCAAUCUGUAGAUCAUGCAGCCAGCUCAUGGUGAAGUAGUCAAGUUAAGGUCUAAUAAUGGAGCAAUAGAACUCAACAAUCUCCUUUCUUUAUAUGUCUUUAGAUGACUUAGGACAGAAAUAAGGAAACAGUGUUUACUGCUAUAGUUGGGUGUAAGGGAUGUGGAUGUAACAAAUUGCAAACCCAUAAUACACGUCUUUCUUUGUUUCUUUUUCAGUAUCCUGUUGUCUACUUACAGGUACCGUAAGAAAUGUUUUAGAAUUUUUAAUGUGAACAAUUAUUAUAUUAAUUAUCUGUAUGUCUGAUAAUGUGACGCAUUAUUUUUAUAAGAAUUAUAGUUCUUGAUAUUUUAUAACCUGUUAUGUACACAAACUUAAUGAUAUAUAGAGCAUUAUUCAUGUAAGCUGCGAUUAUCCAUGAUUAUCUGGACUACGAUGUAAAAGUAAAAAAAAAAAAAACUCAAACGCCCUCUAAUCACAGUGGAAAACAACACAAUGAGGGGAUAUAAACAAAUAAAUAUACCCAUUUUACUCACCUACUGCUGAUAAAAAAAAAGACUCCUCCAUAUCCACAAGAUAAAAAACACAAAAUAUCUACAGUAAAAAUAAAAUACAUAGAAUAGUAUUGUACAUAUACCUAUAAUAUUAGGAGUGAAUAGAGUGCACUCACAAACCAACGUUUGAUUGUAGCCACGUCGGAUCCAUCAAUAGACCAAUGUCACUGCCUCCCAGCAGUGAUGGAUUAUGCAAAGGAAAAGUAAGUGUGACGGUUACCCCUAUAGAGUCAGGGUAUCAACCUUCUUCCCAUAGAAGGUCCCAACCCGAUAUCCUGAAGAGCUAGUAUAGCUGAAGAGAGCUCUUACAAGAGCUGGCAAUGACAUAGCAGUUAUAACUGUUCCCUACAACACAAGAUGAGGCUGAGAGUUGAGGGUAAGAAGGUCUGGCUUAUUGAGCAACUUGCAUUUCUUUUGUACAGAUUUUCAGGCCAGUGGCACACGCCCUGGACCUGAUGGAACACAGGGACAAAAGGAACAUAAACCAAUGGGAACAAUAAUUGUUUCUGUAACACUCCCACAUACAGUCAGCAAGUCCUCCCCUCUACCUGUGAUAUAAUUAAGAUUGCUAAUGGAAUAACUUAAUUAUCCACAGGCAGAAAAUACCCAUUUUUACCCAAAGUACAGAAACACCCCAAAACUCAAACAUAUCCCCAUAAAUUAUGCAUCCCUGGAUAGCUCUAAUCUGGGCAAACAACAUAUUAAAAAAUUACCAAGAUCAGAGCGGGGGUUCCUGAAUUCUGUGGAAGUCACAUUUGACCUACCGCACGCUUGCCCUACAGAGUUCCAGAGAAUUAGGUUGCGCGCCAAUCUAUCUUCUCAUUCAAAUAAUGUAUAAAUUGCACGAACGGACCAGUUCGUACAUAACUCUAUUGGAUGGGUCUCAUUCAGUAGGUUGUUCUCACUGAAUAGCGCUCUGUUCGUGUGGAUUUAGCCAAACGCAUGGAAGGUGGAAGUCCCAACAGUGUUCGAGCCUUUGAUUGUCCGAUUUUGGUUACAGGCGUUCGAUGACAAAACACUGCUGACCGUGUUCGGCUACACAAGAUGGCCACCGCGUGUUCGGUCAUACAAAUGACGACCACCCAGCCAUUUGUCAAUUAGGCUGUGGUUAACCAGAGCUUCUGGGCGCUUAACCAGCUGCACACUCCACAUGCAGGGUGGACGUUCUUCGACACUUUGUUCGGCUACUUGAAUAAUAUUAUCCUGUCUGUAAUAAAGUCUUAAUUUACCGAACCAGCUAAAGAAUACAUUAGGGAGCAUACAAAACCCAGCAAUGAAAAGGGGAAAACCGAAGUCCAGGGACGUAAAAACAGUAAAAAGGGGGAACACACUAUAACCACUGCAGAGAAGGGAAAGAAACACCAUAACUACUGAAAAUACAAAGGGUUCUUGUUACAGUAAGCAAUCAUAGUGCAGAGUGCCUAUAUAUGGACACAAAUUUCAUUACAAAUGCACUUACAAUAUUAAAAGAAACUCGGGCAUAUCAACAUGUAGAUAGGAGAAAUGCAGUCUCCACCAAUAUCCCAGGAAUCCAAAUAGGGGGUUCCUUUCUCCUCUCUUUCACGAACAGAAAAUAAAAUAAACAAUAAAUUAAACACAAGUUCUCAUAGCACAAAUGCUGGGACUUCCUCAGGGGAAGCAGGGGCGCUUAUUAAGGCAGCUUCUCCUGUUGUGGCCGGCAUCUUCAUGUUUAAACCCUCAGGGAGGCUCCCAUGAGUUACCAUCAGCCAAUCACUGUGGAGCUCUCCCAUCUGUGGGUCAUUAGUUGCAAAUGCGAUCCAAGCAUCAUUCCUGGAUUGCGUCGCCAGUCACAUGAGUCAUGAAAUCACAAUGUUGCAUCACUUCCUUCCAGUUUGCAUUCCACCGGUGACGAUGUGUUCCACAGGUUACACAAGUCCAUAAAAAGUCCCUAACGUGCACAAAUAUAAAAAAUGAAAACAUAAAAACUAAUGUAACAUAUCUGGUCAUAUUUGUUACUCUUGAUUAUAUUGAAACCAAUAAGGAAAAUUGAUAUUGGGAAGCAGAUAGUAAUUAGCAAAAAAAUUAAAAAAAACUAAACAAAAUACAAAAUAUGCACAAAAGUAUAUCUGCAUAGAGCAAAAAAACCAAAACUUUUUUUGUGUGUGUUUUAUCUACAAUACGAAAGUUCAUGCAUUAUCCUAUUCUGUUACAAAGGUAAAGGAGUGCACACAGCACAGCAUAUUUAAUUAAACGGAUAUUCCACUGCUUAAUUUUUUUUUAAAUCACUCUUAACUAGAUAUGCAGGGGGACUGCCUCUCGAGACAGGCAUUCCCCCUGCUUCCUUUACGGCCCUCCAGGGCCAUGUGAUCGCUAUGGACGUCGCAAAUCACAUGGCCGCAAAGCAGUGUUCAGGCAGUACACCUAGUGUCUAAAAAAUAAAAUAAAACACAUUUAAAUAAUAUAUUAUACACAUAUAAUAUAUUAUAAGUUAAUUAAAACUAUAUGCAUAUUAUACAUAUAUAAUACAUAUAUAAAUUACAUAUACAUAUAUAAAUUAAUUCUAUAUAAUUUAAUUCUUACAUAUAUAAAUUAAUUCUUACUGUAUUUUGGUAUUAAUAUACGUAUUCAUACCAAAAUACACUUAGAAUGAAAUUAUAUAUGUAUUAUUAUUAUUGUUAUUAUUAUUGCGAUUUAUAUAGCGCCAUCAGAUUCCCUAGCGCUUUACAAUAUUAUGAGAGGGGGGACUUAACUAUAAAUAGGACAAUUACAAGAAAACUUACAGAAACGAUAGAUUGAAGAGAACUCUGCUCAAACGAGCUUACAGUCUAUAGGAGGUGGGAUAUAAACCACAUUAGGACAGGAAAUAGCAAUCAAAUAAGGUGGGAGUGAAGCAGAGCUGGAGGAGAGAGUAGAGUGCUGCCCUUCAGGAGAGAGCAAGAGACUGGUAUGUGAGGUAGAGGUUACUCUGGGAUGCCAUAAGCUUUCCUAAAGAGAAGGGUUUUAAGGCACUUCUUAAAUGAUUGCAGAUUAGGGGAGAGUCUGAUGGCGGUAGGCAGGCUAUUCCAUAGGAAGGGAGCCGCCUGCGAGAAGUCCCGAAAGCGUGAGUUGGCCGUAUGGGUGCGAGCAGUGGACAGGAGAAGGUCAUAGGCAGAGUGGAGAGACAGAGAAGGGGCAUACCUAUGGAUCUGUGAAGAGCUAUAAGAGGGGCUAGAUGCUCUGAGUCAAAUUGCAGGGCGUGGGAAGGCUUUAUAAGCCUUCCCACGCCCUGCAGAGCUCAGUCUGCCCUCGCUGGGUUAAGAUGGAUUAAUUUUCUAGUGGCGAGAUUUUUGGUAAGUAUAAUUUUUAUUUUUUUUUACAGGGAUUUAGAUUUAUUACUUUCCCACCUCACUAUUAGGUAGGUACCUAUUGUCCCGUUCCCCUCUGUCCCCCCCUUCUAGUGACAAUAAGGGAGGGACAUGGAUCCUCCCCCGGCCCUCACCCAUGAGCGGCGGAUGAGGGCCCUAAGAUUAUAUGGGGGACCUAUUGUCCACCUGGCCCCUGCUCAUGUGCGGCAGGUGGGGGCCCAAAAUUACAAUAGGCCCUCGCCAUGACAAUAGGUCCCCCGUAUCAUCUUAGGGCCCUCACCCCUGAGCGGCUGGUGAGGGCCAUAAGAUGAUAAGGGGGACCUCUUGUCCACCUGGCCCCUGCCAAUGUGCGGCAGGUGGGAGCCCAAAAUUACAAUUGGGUGGAACCUAUUGUUCCCCCCGGCCCCCAUCCAUAAGCGACGGGUGGGGGCUACGUGAAAACAACACUCUGAAAACAACACUCUGAUUGGCUGGCUUGGAAUCCAACCAACCAGAGUGUUCUGUGUCAUUUCACACAGCAUGGGAAAAUUCCCCAAAACUUUCCCACGCUAUGUAAAAUUACACAGAGCACUCUGAUUGGUUGGAUUCCAAGCCAACCAAUAGGAGUGCUCUGAUAGCCUUGCAAGUACCCAAUCACAGUCCAAUCAGUCAAAUUGCAGGGUGUGGGAAGGCUUUAUAAGCCGUACCCCGCCUUGCAGAGCUCAAGCUGCACAGUGCCCUCGCUGGGUGAAGAUGGAUUAAUUUCGUAGCGUUGAGAUUUUUUUUUUUUUGUGUGCUCGGUGUGACGGACCCUCUGCUCCUAGUGCUCACCAAGGACCAUCAGCUUGGUUUGGGUCCCGCUAUCUUCUGCCCACCCUGGACCUACGACAAGGCUCCAGGUUCCAGUGGGUAACUCUCUCUUCCAGGAGAGUAUAGCAGGAUCAUCUGUAGAGCUCUUACAAGAGCUAGUAGAAUCCAAAGGAGUAUAAUGAUUAUAGCAAUCCCUGUAGUGAUUAUAGCUAUUCCUACAACACGAGACGAGGCUGUGAGUUGAGGGUAAGAAGAUUUGAGAGUUUAAUGGUACAGGUUGGAUUUUUAUACAACUUUUCAGGUCAGAUGAACACCCACUGGGCCUGAUGGGGCACCAGGACACAAAUUGUACAGACCAAUAGAAACAAUGUAACAAUGCCUGACAAUCCCACAUACAGCACACAAUCCCUCCCCUCUGCCUGUGAUACAAUUAAGUUAGAUAAUGUAUUAACGUAAUUAUCCCCAAGCAUAAAAAAAUAUAUUUUUAUAAAGUACCAUAAGUACCCCAAAAUACAACAUAUUCACAUAAAUCAUCCCCUGAUAGCUCUGAUCUGGGUGAACAACAUAUCCAAAAAUCACCCAGAUCAGGGGUUCAGAAAUUUUAUGGAAGUCAUAUUUUUACCCAGGCAAAGGCAUGGUCCCAUGCCCAAAACAGUUCCAUAGAAUUGCGGAUAGAAGUGCCUCUGGAGGACCGACCAGGAACCACGAGGUGCUCAUGCCGAAAAUAGUUCCAGGGCAUUCACGGCUAAGUCCCCCUAAAGUCUAUUUGUGGUUUUGGUCCAUGUGAACAAGAGGGCCACCAUGUGUUCGAAUGUCGAAUGCCGGCCACUUCAACUGUUCAGGAGUUUGAAGAACCAUUUGUAACGGCUACCCCAGUUGGAGAGGGGGUAUCAGCCGUUGGAGACGUCCUUCUUCCCGGCAAGAUGCUGUGCAGUAGUGGAAUUGCGCUAUCCCAUCCGCUGGAUCCAAGUAGAGAGUAAAGCAGAGCUCUUAAAAGAGCUAGUGAUUAUGUUGAGGAGGUUCCCUUUCAAUAAGAGACGAGGCUAUGUUUUGAAGGGUUAAGCAGAACUGAUUUAAUGACCACAAAGCAGCUGCUUUUAUGCAGGUUCUUACAGGAAUGUUAACACGCACUGGACCUUGUGGGUCACUGAUAAUGUGAAUACAACAGCCAAUCAGUUACAAUUGUACAGUAAAAGCACACCCAUUAAUUACAGUACAUUCCUCCCCUCUACUUAGGAGAUAAUUGAGUUAAUCGUUAUAUCAGCUCAAUUAUCUCCAAGUUAAAAAAUAUACUUUCAUGCAUUUUUCAUAACUUUAAAACUAUACACAAGAUAUUAAUAGAUGUUACAUUUUAAUAAACAAUCCAUUCAGGGGAACAACAUAUCCAAAAAUGGCAUGAAUUGGACCAGUGGUUCGGGAGUUAGUAAAAAGGUGCAUGUGACCGACCGCUCGCACAUUUCUCUCCCUAAAUUAGUUCCACAAUUUCAUUCUAUGUGGUUGGUCUAUCUUCCCGUUGUAAUAGAUGUAAAAUGCAUGAAUGGAACUGCUCGUGCCUAUCAUCAUUGGAUGCAGAUUGUUCGUAUGAAGAAACCCACGAAUUAGUGCUUUGUUCGUAUGUUUCUUGUCGAACGCACUGAAGGUAGAAGUUCAGCGGUGUUCGUGGAAAAAGUUAGCCGAAAUCAGUUCCAUGCGGUCGACGACCAAACACUGCUGAGUGCGUUUAACUAAACAAAAUGGCCACUGCCACGUGUUCGCACAUACGAACGCCAACCACCCUUUUAACCCAUUAGAAUGUUAAGGUGUUUGCAGUUUGUACAGGUCAAGAGGGUUAAUUGGUGCCACACUCCUGCUCUGGGUGGUCGGUCGGUCGGUCGUUCGACAGAAUAUUUGGUAAAUGAAUGAUUAUGGCCAAAUGCACGAUUGAUCCAUUUUAGUGAAGGCAAACAAACGAAUAAUCUCUGUUCUCAGUUCCAUGCAGCAAAUAUACGGCUUAACAGGGGUUUUGUUACACCAUUGUUUAAAGUCCCAAUAGCCACAAAAAGGGUCUCUCAACCACAAUAAAUUAAAGAGGCCAUAGUCACAGGGUAGAAGGCUGGCAAGUAGUCCCCUCCAAACCCCAGUGGCGAAUUGGUUUUCACCACACUCGGGUUAUUUUUUUAUUUUAGAAGUUCGACGGAAAUUAUGGAAUUUUUUUGGCCUUUUUUAAGGCUGAAAAAAGAAGACAUCUUAUGGUAAGUAUAUAUAUAUUUUUUUACAGGGAUUAAGAUUUAUUACUUCCCCCUAUCUAUUUUUAGGGUGAGGGGGGUAGGUAGUAAGUUAUUUAAAGGGAGGAGGGUGACUAGGGGCCUGGGGCACUGGAUUUUUUUACAUAGCCUCCACCCGUCACCCAUGGGUGGGGGCUGGGGGGGAACAAUAGGAUCCCCCAUUGUAAUUUUGGGCCCCAACCUUGGGUGGGGGCCAGGGAGAUAAUAGGUCCCCCCGUAUCAUCUUAGGGCCCCUACCCACCGCUCAUGGGUGGGGGUGGGGGAGUAAUAGGGUCCCCACCCGCCGCUCAUGGGUAGGGGCCUGUGGCAGGGACAAUAGGUACCCCACCAUUGUCAUGUAGGCACCCCACCCAUGGGGCAAUGUCCCCCCGCUAGUUAAUAGAUGGUUGGGGGUCUAGUUAAUAGAUGGGGGGUUCACCAGAGUGCUCACUGUUUAGUAGAUGUUACAAACUGCCAUUUGUAACUGUUAUUUUAUUUGACAAAUUGCCCUGCUUCCCUGUGCUAUGGAGAAGCCUAAUUGCCAGCCUUCUGCCCCAUGACUAUGGACCUAGUGUGUAUGGCGAUUUGACUGUAUUUGUGGGAUCUGAGCGCUGUUUGGAUAUAUUGAGCGCUCAGAUCCAAGCCAUCUGGGGAUAGGUUGAAUGUGGGGGUUCUGUUCAGUAUGAUAGGAGUUAUGCAUUUUUGUGUCUUUUUGUGUCUUUUGCUAACAUGUGGUUAAUGGAGUCUGCCUCUAUCCCUGGAUAAUUGGAUUACUUUCCCCAUUGUCCAGGAUAGAGGGCUCUGUAAAUCCGGUUUGGGCCAGAAAACCAUGCUGCCAGCUAGGCCCCAAAAGAUACUUUUGCUAACUUUUGAACCCCUUGUCUGAUUUGUGCCAGUUUUUAAUAUGUUGCUCCCCUGAAUGGAUUGAUUCUAAAUAUGUAUUUUUAUGAAGAUUGGAUGUGUAGUUUGGAAGUUAUAGUACAUGUAUAAAAACUGUAUUUUUACUGCCUGUGUUUAAUUAUGUUAACCCAUUGUGCAACAUAAUUAGAUCACAGGCAGAGGGGAGGAGUUUUGUGUGUAAUUGCUGGGAGUGUUUCUGUAAUGUACAUUUAUUAUUGGUUGUUUUAUACCUCCCUGUGGGCGGUCCUGUAUUUGCAAGACUGUAAUAAAAACCAGGCUGGGUGUGCCAGCACCUCAGAUCUUCUUGACCCUCUAACUUGCAGCCUUGACUCAUGUUUGUAGGGGACAGCUAUAAUCACUACAGGGAUUGCUAUGCUCUUCAUACUCCCUUAGCUACUGAGUUCUUGUAAGAGCUCUUGUUCCUGAUCCUGCUUCACUCUACAGAAGGAAGAGGUUCACCUACUGGAACCUGGAGCCUGGUCGUAGGUCCAGGGUGGAUAGCAGACGGCGAGAUCCUAGCCCAGCAGCGGCGGUUCGUGGAGUCUGCAGUACUUCUGGUGGCUACGCAGUAGUUAUGGUGUCUACGGUGCUGAUGGUCCUCUGGUGAGCGCUAGGAGCAUUCUUUCUACGGUCCAACUUUCAGCCAGCCUGGAGGCAACCGUAACCGUAGAUAUGCCCCUACUCGCGGCAUAGCGAGUGGGAAAUUCGGGAGAUUUUAAUCUCCCUUCUGCCAAUAUAGGGGUCAUUUUGACCCCCAUAGAGUGAGGUAGGACAUGUGGGGUGUAAUAACUGGCUGUGUUUUUCUUUAGUUGAAUAAGUCUUUUAUGUAUAUAUAUAUAUAGAUAUUUCUUCUUAUCUUCAGUUGAUUGAUAUAUAUACGUCUUUUGUAUAUAUAGUCUUGGGCCAAAUGCUCGCCACAAUAAUAUAUGUCUAUAUUAUUGAAAAGUACUAAUACGCAAUCUGACGUUCUUUAUAAAAAAUGAGUAUUUAUUCUACAUUCAACAGGAAACAGUUAUAUAUACUUAACAGAUGGUAAUUCUUAACGAUGUUACAGAGAGUCGUCUUGACAUCAGAGAGGAGAGCAAACGGAUCGUAGCAGGAAGAGACCCCUAAUCCUUUGUCCUUGGCUCUAUAUACCCCAAAUUACGUCAUAAUGUUUAGUUUAGACCCUGCCAUAUAAGGAAGUUCCCUAUAUAAAGACCGCCUCAAAUCUCUUAUACAGGAAAUUCCAGAGACCUCAUGUUACAGAAUAGCAAACACCAUCUGUUCUGUUUAACCCAUUAGACAGCCACACCUUAAUAUGUAUUUGAAUAGGAACAUACAGAAUAUGCAAUAUUCUACAUGGGGGCAUUAGGAAGUGGUGGGGAGCACAGCUAUUUUUACAUAUUACAAGGAGGGAGCUGUGAGCCGACAGCUCUCUCCUAGUAAUAAACAAAUGAACACACAAACACCAAUAUUCAGUCUUUGUUUGUUCGUGUGAAAUUUCUAUUAAUUCAUUUGUCUUUCUGACGGAUGAAUAGAUGAAUUUCUGAUAUUGUGGGAGCGCGCAUUAGGCGGCAAAAUGAUACCUAACGUCAGUUAUGCGUGCUGACGUCAGAGCAUGAUUGGAUAUGAGACCAGGGAAGUUACAUUCCCGGCUCUCAAAAUUGGCUGGUUUGGGGGCGUGGCUUAAAGCCACUCUUCAAAGCCUUCAUAAAGAAUAAAGAAAAUUAUUUGAAAAAUAAGAGUAGAAUGAAAAUAUUUAAGGCACUCUAACAACUUAAAUGAGAUUAAGUUGUUACAGUGCCUACAGUGUUCCUUUAAGUGGUUAAUUAUAGGCAAGUGCCCCUGACCACUAAAUCCUGCAAUGUUUACGUGGCAGUGUUAAGUCCACCACUAGUGGUCUAGUGACUGGAGGUUCCUGCUCCGUAAUGUAGUGAAUGCAUGGAUCCAAUGCUUUCCUAUGGGGAAGCUUUAAUGUGCAUGUUACGCUUUCUGCGCACAUGCAUUAGGUCAUGCAUUAGGUCCUUCAUCGGUGUGAUCUUGCAGGAUCUUGCAGGAGGAGGAUACUGAGCCAGCUCAGAUGGAGCCUCAGUGCUGGAAAGAGCUUAGGGAUUAAAGUGUUUUUCACCGUUUCAUGCUCGCGGGGGGACAUGUCAGUUAGGGACAGGGGCACACUAUUGCAUUAGAAAUACAGGUUUGUGUAACACUGUUGUGUUCCCUUAAUUUAUAAAAGGGACAAUUUCUAUCGAAGUCAGCAUGUUUUGUAAAAUGAAAAAAGAGGACACACUCUUCACACAUAAAGCAUUUCAGCCAGCUAUCGUGCUUUAGGGGUGCAAAGUGUUUCUUUUAGGUGUGCACCAGGGGAACAUAUGUAACAUGUAACAUGCAAUCUGUAUUAAAUAUUACAUGUGUAUAUGUGAUAAAUAUGUAUUAAAUGGAAUUAUAUAGGUCUGCAUUUUUAUUAAUGAAAGUAAAAUGUAAUAGAGCAUAUAGGUUUUAAUAAAAUCUCAUUAGCUCCAUACUAAAAUAUGCAUUAAAAAAUACCAAAAUACCAAAUAUUGCUCUAGCAUGAAGCAAAUUUCUUCAUAAAUAAACAAUUAUCACCAUUUUAAGAUCAUUUAGAGCGAACCCCAAAUUAUGUAAAAUUGCAUAGAGAGAUUUAACUGCGUUCCAUCUGCAUCAAAUUCUUAUUGAUAGGAAUCUGUCACUUUCCAUGCAGGACCCUUCACGAAAUCGUUUGGUUCAGUGGACAAACCAGGAGUCCAAUCAAGGUGUUGUGUCCAUGGAAUUCCAAUUAAAUGAUGAUGCAUCUCCAGGCAAUUACUUUAUAACAGCUGAGAGAUCCUCUGGUUCUGACGUUGUUCAAAGGUUUACUGUAGACGAAUAUGGUAAAUAUUGCAAUUAAAAGAACGUAUGAUCUCCAGUAUCAAAUGGAGAACUAACCACUUCUCUCUUAAACAUGUGUAUAGUCAUGCUACCUUUCACUUUGAAUUGUAAAAAAAGCUUGAGAGAAGCAAAUUAUUAUUUAUCAGGGGUCCUUUUUUCAUUCUGGAAUCUGCAGUAGGUCUGUAAGUUAUGUAGGAUAAAUACACAUACUGAGGUUCUUUGCAGGUUGAAAUUGUAUCCUAUAAUAUCCUUAUUGUUAAGAUGAUUGCUAUCAUUGUACUUUGCAAAAACUCUGGAUGGUGACUGCGUGGUGCAAGAAAGGUGAGUUUUUAUUACCCGAACCUGUGCCUCCUUGGUCAUCCUGUUGCAGUGUAAGCAUGCAGAAGCCAAACACAGAAAUAUUGGACACAGGUCUUCAGGAAGUAACAGGCCUUUAUUCACAUUACCGAUCGGGUCUCAGAUGAACUCUCGUUCCAACAUUCUGAGAGACCAACACAUAGUGUACAUUCCUUAUAUAGCACUAUAACUCCUCCCAUUAAUAGCUACACCCACAUAUACCUUUAACCAAUCAAUGAGCAGACUAUAGACUUGUACAUCUAGUCAAACCACAUGGCUCAUCCAAGACAAAGGAAAUAAGUGCAAUUUCAGUUCCUGCAUUCCUGCACAUGCUCAGUACACUGAUGACAGUAUCCUAGCUACAUGUAGCUAACCAACUGACACAACAUACACAUAUGCCACAUGGAGAUUUUGGCCUACUAAAUUUUAACCAUGCUGGAAUCCCAUCACAUUCCCCCCUUUUGAUGCCUCUGAUAUAACAUUAUUCCAGAUGCAUCACCAAUCACAGUUUUACCUACAUCUCUCAAGUAGCCAUUGAACCAGAGUAGACCUUGUAAGCAUCUUAAAAACUCCUUCAACAUUCUUCAUCCUGAAUAUAUUCUCUUUGGGCUAGGGGAUCAUAUCUUCCAGACAGCCAUUACAUGGGCAGCUGUCUUUCUCUCUAUAGUACUCUCUAUAAUGCUACGUUGAGGGGGCCACUCAUUAUCUUCCCAGCUACCUAUAUUCAAGGAUGCUCUCUCCCUUUUAUGAUUUACAUUGUAAACCUUAACUCCCAAGGUCUCUCCUGUUUCGAUUGGCAACAAGAAGAAGGAUGGCUUUGGCAUACCUAAUACACAUGCCCCUUCCCAAUCUUGUGGUAACUCCGAAUAAGUUUUCUUACCACAGAUCCAGUAUAAAUUUGCUGGGGCUUUCCAACUAGAUGUAGCCGAUAAGUCAAACCAUACCUCCUUUAAAUGAGUGUAAUUGGCAAACGGAUUAGUAGGUUCCGAGACAUUUGAAGCUGACCACCAAGUAGUAUUUUUAGUAUUAACAUUAUAGGCUUUUUGUCCCAAGCACGUUAGCUCACCUACAGACGUGUUAUACAUUGUCCCUUUCCUGGCUAUACAAACAUGACCUAUAAUGGAGGUUUUUAACCACCAUUCCAAUUUACUUCUAGUACUUACUUGAUGAUCAGACUGGAAAGGUAUCUGUUGUUCAUAUGUCUCAGAGCCAGGGUACCAUAUUUCCUUUGCCUCCCAUGGCCACUGGUCUCCCAUAUUAGUACCUCCACACACAUAGCAAUUAGUUACAUUAAGACUACCUGCAAUACCCUCAGCCAAAUCAAUAAAUAGGUUGUUAACAUUAUGGGGAAUUUUAUCCUCAAUACUCAUCUCCUCAUAAAAGGAAUGAGAAACCUGAUGAGUUUGAGUUGCCACUGUCUCAGUUUCAAGACCUACAUAUAUUAUUGUUCCUGAAUCUACUCCUGUGCCAUAUAUUUGGAACCCAAACAGACCUCCAAACCUGUCAAUAAAGUACUGCAGAUUGGAAAUGGUCAUGUGAACGGGGUUACACACAUAGUUUUACAGUAUGGUGUGGUAGGCAACCUUUGGAUAAUCAUAUCUUGAUCCACUGUUUUUCCCAGGUUGCCCAACCUACACAUGACAAAUAGGGGCAGAAGUUAGUCUCUAUUUGGGCAAUCAGGAUCAGUAGAUCUUAUACUGGGACAUAAGUAUUUAUCAUUAAACCCAUAAGUUUGUUCCCAUUUAAGAUUACCACAUACAUUCCAAAGUCUUCCACUACCCAAAAUCGCCUUACAUGCAUCAAAUAGUAGAAUACCCGUGGAAUGUAUGGUGCUUAUCACAGUCCUAUUUAUUAAUGUCCCCUGGGAGUUACUAUUCCGAAUUACCAACCAAAUUGUACGGGGUUGGAAAUGGGGAUCAAAACAUUUAGACUCUCCUGAUAUUGGCUUGCACACACUAUAAUCAAUAUCCAAAUAUCUACAUUUAGAUACAGAUCCCUUACAUUCAUACUGUGAGUGCCAGAUGAGAGUUUGGGAUAUUUGGUUACCUGUUUUAGUAGUCUUAAUGCAACUAUCGCAAUUCGGUAUGUCUGUACUCCUACCUUCCUGAAAAAUCAUAAAAAUACUAAGACACAAUAAAACACAUUAUUCCUGAAAUCCUCAUUUUUCUUCGACCGUGCGAUGGCCUCUCAGCUUCCCGAUUGUGAGGGCUGCAAGGAUGUUGUUCUUCUGAUCCUCACUUUCCUUCACAGAGAUCCCUUCAAGAUACUCUGGCUAUGACACGUAGGCAGGUGGUCAGGCUUUAUUAUGGCCGUCAAAACACCUACUUGAUGAUCUUUGUAGACUUUUAACUAGAAUGUCUCGAUAUCCCCUCGUCACUCCGACUGAGUUGCACGCUUCAACCGGGUCCUGCAAGGAUUCUCAGGAUCUGGAGUAGUUUGCCAAGAGUCUGCUGCUGGUUUAACCUUAGAAUGAUGAAUCCAAGGAGUCACUUCCGCCACCUUUACAGCUGUUGGGGUAGAUAAAAGAACAACAUACAAAGGCUAACAGGAUACACCCCGAGCUUUAACUCAAUAUGUAUUGGUGGGAUAUUACGAGCAAGUCCUGGAGGAUUAUUUUCUUCCCAUACUCCUGGAAUGUCAAAUAAGGAUUCAUCACUCUUAGGGUUAACACUUGUCACUAUGGAAUAGAAGCGUCAUUCUUCUUCCCUUGGCACCGAUAUCACCAUUAUGCCUGGUAAUCCCUUAAACUUCAGAGAUGUUAAUCCAUUAGGUAAAAGGUUAUCUGAGCUUAAAGCUUCGAUAAUAGAUCUCGUCCUAAAAGUUGAAUCGGACACUCUGGCAUAUAUAGGAACUAAUGCUUCACCACAUGGCCUCUCAGAAUACAAGUGCGACUCUUAAGAACCGGUCUAGCUGCACUUCUCCCAGUAGCUCCUAUCACAGUUAUAGUCUUCCCCGAAGGCGGAGCCACCAUCUUAGUCACCACAGAAUGUUCAGCACCUGUGUUGAUCAUGAAAGAACUUCUCUUUCCCCCUAUUGCUACAUCGACCAUAGGCUCCGCUCGACCAAGUGGGAUGGAGCUCAGUCGGUAUCAAUAGUCUUCCAUGAUAGUGUCAGCCAGACCCGCAAAAUCUCUAUCCUCUCUUUCUCUAGGUCUCUGCGUGGGUGGAUAGUAUCUGUCUCCUUGAACACUUCCUCUACUAUUCCCAUCAUUCCCUCUAAAACUUCCUCUUACUCUAUAACUACCACUAUAACCUCCUCGUACCCUUCUCUCUCCUGUCUAUCACCUUCAUACUACUCUCUCUGUGGACACUCACUCUUCCAAUGUCCCUCCUUUCUACAAUACGCACAUUAAUUCCUACUUAAAGUCCCUUGCUCAGCCUAUUCUCGUCUCCUCUAUUCACUUCCCUGUCUUUCUACACUUAAGAUAGCUACCGCUAGCAUAUCUGCCUUUUUCCUCAUUUUACGUUCUUGCUCCCACUUUACCUCUGUCUCCCUAUUACUAUCACCUUGGGCCUGGCUGACAAAUGCUGAGUCUAUAAUUCGGAAGUUUUCAGGAUUGAAAGGAGUGUACAAUCUAUUUGACUCAAGCAGUGUCUAAUAUGGGACUUCGGCAAGGCUGCCCAAUAAUAGGUUCCAGUCUAGGAUUAGUAAAAUAGGUGAAAGGGGGUGAGCUAAUUUUAUUAGUCGGCAUUUGGUGGAUGAAAAAACGUUUUUGUUUAAAGUGUUAAACCAAAAACCUACCAGUAGGUGUCACCAGAGGGUAAUUGUAUCAAAAUAAUCUUUAUGGGUCUAAUAAGAAAACUCAACUUUUAGUAUAUUUAUACAUAAAAUAAAACCUUAUAGCAAUAAAUAUAUUAAAAUAGGGUAAGCAAUCCUACUUCUAUCUGUUAUAAACAAUGUAUUAUCAAUGUAACUCCCGAAGAUGGCCCGUAGGUGGCCUAGAGUGCCUCCCUAAAGUCUAAUGAAACAGAUAGACUUUAAUUAAUUAUGUCCCUAUUUUAUUAUUACUUAUUUUAAUCAAUGUCCACCCUGAUAUCUAGGCCUGAUUAAAUCUUUAGUUCUAAAGUAAAUUAAACAUCUCAGUUUGUAGUUUAGUAAAAAGGGGACAUUUUGGACAAAGCUGGGAGGGGCCCAUCCAGUAACUAAAAUAAAGACCAUAUACCAUCUGAUACCAUUGAUCAUUGAUUAGGGGGAGGGGUAGUACAGAAAUACAAGAGUUUGAAACACAGGAACAGAUAGGUAUGUGGGUAGGCGGGGACAGUAGAGCAGGGAGAGUGCAAAUACUGACUAUAUACCAGUUUUGUGAGUAAGAAAUGGGCGUGGCUACUCUGGCUCUGGAGGAUGUUUGGGGGGUUGGUAAUCAGAUGCCAGGGGGGGAGGGGAUAUCCAAAGCAGUUGUAAUUAAGUCCUUAGUUCUGACCACCAUAUGGCUACAUUGUUUCCCAUAUGACACAGUUUAACUCCAACAGUCAAUAUAUAGAAACUGAUCAUAGAAUUCCGGCCUACUAGUUACAGCCACAUGUACACCCUGCACUAAAUUUAAGUGAAGACUGCUACAUGGAGGCCAUGCGGCCACCAGGACAAGCUACUCCCUACUUUUUUUUUUUUUAAACAUACAAGACAAAGCCUUGUGAAUCAGAAGAUUAUUUCAACAGAGCAUCUGAUUCAAAAAGCUGUACAAAUAUACACACAGUUUCAACAGUCACACCAAUCUCCUUAUCACCAGCAACACAUUGCGCAGUCACUAGGCCCAAACACACACACAGGAUCCUCACAUGCUCAACAAUAUCACGACGUCGCACACACGAAAUUAAAUCAAAAACCCACCAAAGACUAUACACUUAUCAAUGUAACUAUUAUUCAAACCAUACAACUAUCCACGCUAUUAAUCCAUAUAAACUAACCGAUCACAUAACAUUUCAACAAAUUUCAUCUUUACAAUUAUCUGUACUAUAAAUCAACUUUUGACUAACCAACUAUAUCACAUUCUAGUAACCUCAUCUUUACAGUCAGUGGUUAUGGUACAGUUAGUAAGUGGUUAUAAUACAGUUUUAAAGUCACAGAUCAGUUAGUAACAGUUAUGGUAUUAUACAUAUAACAUAAAACAGCAAUUGUUAGUAAUUUUUACACAAUGUCAGUGGUUAUGGUACAUGUCAGUAGUUAUGGUACCGUGCGCUAUUUUACAGUUAUACACACAAUUUACACUCCCACUAGACAGCAGAGCUCUAACUUUCUAGUAGGACAUACAAGUUAACCAAUUCACCAACUACAAUAUAUUUAACAACAUUUACAAUAAUCCCAACUAUUCUAACUGGCCAGCACCUCGAGAGCUUUCGAUCUAUUUAUACACCAGAGAUUCGAUAAGUUCUUCGCUGCCCAGACACCACGUAUAGCGAACUAGAGGGCAGAAUUUACACAGUACCCAGCUAGUCUAUUAAACUAUCAAUAAGCUAGUGGCUGGAUUUACAACAGAGCACACUUAGUUAAGAUAGGGUGAAAUCUAGCAAACUAUAAUAUACAACAGAGUAUGCUAGUCUCCCGGUCCCCCCGACCUAGCGAACAAAAUUUACACCCUAGAUACGCUAGUCAAGACAGGACACCGGUGUCCGACAUGAGCUAUUUACACCAGAACUCAGUCUGACCCAAACCACCUAUAUUAGACGGGCUGACUACAGAGCGUCUAAUUUCCAGAUAAGUGUUGCGCUUUCACUUCUUCCAUCCAUAAGGACAGGGCAGAUUCCAAUAACCGGUUCCAAAUAUAAAACCCCUUGUGGGUCUACCGCUCUAACGGUAUCAAUCUCACCUGUUAAUUACUGGACCUGGGUUCACUCAUAGACGGAACAAUCCGGGACUCACUGCGCAGAAGCCGAUGAUCUCCUGGACAAAAGGCCAGUGGCGCCGAGACGAAAGGAGGUCCACGCAGUAGAAGUCCAGGAUUGUAGCGUAGAAGGUUUAGUAAAAGUUUACCGUCUCAAAUCUCUGUGCCAGCUUCCAUGCAAUGAGGUUCCCGGCCCAAUUGCACCAGAAAUGUUGCAGUGUAAGCAUGCAGAAGCCAAACACAGAAAUAUUGGACACAGGUCUUCAGGAAGUAACAGGCCUUUAUUCACAUUACCGAUCGGGUCUCAGAUGAACUCCUGUUCCAACAUUCUGAGAGACCAACACAUAGUGUACAUUCCUUAUAUAGCACUAUAACUCCUCCCAUUAAUAGCUACACCCACAUAUACCUUUAACCAAUCAAUGAGCAGACUAUAGACUUGUACAUCUAGUCAAACCACAUGGCUCAUCCAAGACAAAGGAAAUAAGUGCAAUUUCAGUUCCUGCAUUCCUGCACAUGCUCAGUACACUGAUGACAGUAUCCUAGCUACAUGUAGCUAACCAACUGACACAACAUACACAUAUGCCACAUGGAGAUUUUGGCCUACUAAAUUUUAACCAUGCUGGAAUCCCAUCACAAUCCUGCUGGUCCUCUUCAGCUCAUGCAGUCUGUGCAGUACAAAAGUACAACACCAAGAUCUUUUUGAGCAUCCCACGGGAGCCACCAUAGACAAUGCCUUAGUGACAGCUGGUGGAAAUGACAAAACAUAAUGCAGGUAGCUCUGCCUUUUGUCAGAUUUUGUCAAGCGUAGGGAAUAUAAUAAGACAAAGUAAUCCCUAUCUUGUUACAUAGUUACAUAGCUCUUAGUAUAUCUCUUGACAGCACUGGAAUUUCAACACAUUGUUUAGAUAUAAAGAUUUUAUAUUUAUAAAAUACUCACUUUGGAGGGUGUGUGUGGCAAAGCUGCUUUAAAGCUCUUUUAUGCAAAGUAAUUUGCUAGAUUGCCCAAAAGCUUACAAUCUAAAGGUUGCUUCUUGCAGAGAAGAACUGGUAUCACUGCUUCACUAUGAGGAGGAUUGCUUUCUGAUUUGAACAAGUGUUAGAAAUUAGUGGCGCAGGACACCCUUUUCUUUUCUCUAAUAGCUGGGAGGGUACAACUAAAGACUUUUGUAAAAGAAAACAGACAGGACUUUCAGUUAACACCUGAAUUUCUUUAGCAACCAGAAGUGUUUCAGGGAAAGGGAGCCUUUGAUUUACAGUAUGUCUAUAUAACAUCUUGCGUGUUUCGUCAAAAAAAUACCCAUAAGCAGUUUAAGUAUCAAUCUCUCCAUAUGGCAAUCCUUAUAAGCCAGUUUUUUUUUUAAAAUGUGUUCCUGUCUUCUCCCUUUGAUUUCAGUAUCACCCAGAUUUUCUACUGAUUUGGAUUCCCCAAAUACAUUGUCUGUGCUGGAGAAGAUUCUGCCAUUUAAUAUGUCUGCAAGGUAUGUAAAAUCAGCCUGGCUUUUACUAUGAUAACAUUUUGACACAAUAUCUAAUGUGAAACCAUUUAUUCAAAAGAUAAAUCUCCUGUGAUGUUCAGUAACUUGUUUUAUUAGCUGAGCUAUUUUUAAUAUAUUUAUACUGUUUUAAUAAAUCAAUUGUUUUUUUUAAAGAUCUCCUAUGAAACUUCUUUUGUUAGAUUAAUUUAGGGCACACAUCACUUUACUACUCUCUCCGCAGUCCAAUAAAUAUUAUUUAUUUUAGUUUUCAUGUUUGCUAGAAUAUUACAAACGUCAUUUCCAAGUCUAUAAUAUUUUCUAUAACAUUUUCCUACAGACUUAUACUUGCUUUAUUAUAUUUUUAUUGAGUUUUGAAUAUAUUUAUAGAAUAAAUUAAAGCAACACUAUAGUCAUUAGAACAACUACAGAUUAUUGUAUUUGUUCUGGUGAGUAUAAUCAUUCCCUUCAGGCUUUUUGCAAUAAACACAGUUUUUUUUUAGAGUAAAUGCAGUGUUUACAUUACAGCCUAGAGAUACCUCCACUGGCCACUCUUUAGACGGUUAUGUAAUGGCCACCCAGGUAGUGAGAGGGUUGUAUGCCGUUGGAGAUGUCCUUUUACCGGCAAGAGGCUGUGCUGCAGAGUAUUCCCAAUAUUCCAUCAACUGGAUCAGUGUAGAGAGGGAGGCAGAGCUUUUACAAGAGCUAGUAAUUUAGCUGGAUGCAGGUUCCCUUCAAUAACGAGACAAGGCUACGUAUUGCAGGUUAAGCAGAACUGUUUUAAUGGGCACACUUUUAUACACAUUUUCCCACAUGGUUACCACGCACGUGGACCUUGUUGGGCACUGUGACAAGACCAAUCUCGCCACAUUGCAUUGGAGGAGCCUGGUUGCUCGCCUGUUGCCUUUGGAAUAUGGCCCCAUGUUAAAAGGCUUGAUUUUCCACUGCAAAGACAUGAAAGCCGGGUCAUUUGGUGCUUGCCCUGUUUGAGUGGUGAUACCCCAGAUAGCUAUGCCAUGGAGCCUAUUCAUAUAAUGAAAGACUAUGGGAAAGACUUUGGCUCCAUGGCAAUUGAACUGUAUGUGUGUGCUCUGAGCGCCAUUCAGUAAUAAUGUGCGCUCAGAUCUGAGCUAUCUGGGGAUAUGUUGAAUGUACCUGUUUUGUACAAUGGCUGCACAGUUAUAUGUUUUUAUGUGUUUUAUUUUUUUUUGCUGCCAUGUGUUCAAUGGAAUUUUGCCUCUGUUCUUGGAGAUAAUUUGAUUACUUCCCAAUUAUCUCCAGGAUAGAAGACUCUGUGGAACUGGUUUUGGGCAGAAAAGCCAUGCUUCCUUUGGUCACAGAGGACUACUAUCUAUCUUUUGAACCACUGGACCAAUUUGUAUGAUUUUGACAUAUGUUUGUAUACGUGAAUGUGAUGCAUACUUUUCAAGUUAUGAAUAAUGUGGAAAAAUUGUAUUUCUCUGCUUGUGAUAAUUACAUUACCCAUUGUGUAAGGUAAUUGAAUCACAGGCAGAGGGCAGGAAUUUGUGUGGGAGUGUCUGAGUGUAUUGUAUGUGUUUAUUGGUUGUGUUCCAACACCCUGUGGGUGGUAAUAUUAUACACUAAUGUGUAUAUAAGAACAAAAAACAGACCACUGCUUGACCCUCAACACGGAGCUCUGUCUCGUUCUUUGGGGGAUUUACUGUAUGCUGUUAGAGACUGAUUGCUAGGAGUGUAAGCCGCUUGGAUGCUUUUCCUAUUCGUCUGCUAGCAGCUAUUAGUGAGGUUCCAGUUCGGGAGUUUGGAGUGCUAUUUUGUAUGCAGUUCGGGAGUUUGGAGCAUUCCCUUAUAUGCGGUUCGGGAGUUUGGUGUUCUGCAGUAGCUGUGCCUGUAUCUCUGGAAGGGGAAGAUCUCCUAAACUGCGGUUUAACCCUUUUAUGCUGAGGGUGCCGUUACAAUUGGUGGCAGCGGUGGGAUCGUUCCUACAGCCAGAAGGACAGCUACAGGAGACACCAUUUCUUUGGACUUUACAAACUGAGGGCAACGCAUGUCUGAGUACAGUGACCCUGACAGCAUCAAGAUGGAACCAGCAGUGGAGUACGAUGAGGGUGUCAUGGAUGACAGAGAUGCAGUUCGCAAAGGCAUCUGGUACCAGGCACUGGGCAUUGUGGAGUACCAGCGGGACGAGAGACUCCCCAAGGAAGACCAGCGAUUGCAGAAGCGACUAGCCCUGUGGAUGCCCUUCCUGGGAGAGCAGCCCCUGGAGGAAUGGGUUGAAGGAAUUGGAGCUCCGGGUAUGGCAGGAGAUUUGGCUGGAAGAUGCCUACCAGGCGCUCUGGUGGUAUGGGGCACAGUACCUGUCCUGGACAGCGAGCAUGACAAGCCAGAGAGAGAGGAGUUUGAUGGUCCUGGUUUGUUAUGGGAGGCUUUUUCAGAGCCUGAGUUUGGGAGCUCUACACAAACUCGGUUCAGUGAUCUCUUGGAGUGGAGGGAGAGCAGGUAUGACUGGGACGACACUCAUGAGAUUGAGCAAGACCUUAUUCACCUAGUGAGCCGAGAGAUGGAGCUGGAGCAGGGCUACCAAGAUCUGUUCCACUCCAGUGAGAAGGCUCAGCAGGGAAGCAGAGACCCAGAUCCAGACCCAUUCAGCUGGGCAGAUAUUGCAGAAUGUUACUGGGGAGAACCCCAGAUGGGUGGUGGAGAUGGGACCGAGGUCUCUCCACCGGUCCUGCAGGGAAUUGGGAGCCCAGUCUCCAUUCCCCAGCAGCAGAGUGAAUUGCAGGGAAUUGGGAGCCCAAGCUCCAUUCCCCAGCGGCAGGCUGAGUUACAGGGGACAGAGAUAGUUGGUCCUGUCCCCCAGCGGCAGUGUCCCUUGCAGGGAGAGGAGAGCAGCGUCCUCCCUCCCCAGUGGCAGUCGGCUCAGAUCCCCAGCGACAGUGUGAAUUACAGGGAAUUGGGAGCCCAGUCUCCAUUCCCCAGCGGCAGUAUGAGUCAUUGGGAAUUGGGAGCCCAGUCUUUAUUCCCCAGCGGGAGAUACAACAGGGAAUUGGGAGCCCAGUCUCCAUUCCCCAGCGGCAGAGUGUCCUACAGGGAAUAGAGAGCUCAGUCUCUGCACUUACAGCACAAGGGGUAGGGACGGUCUGUUCUGCCUCCCAGCGACAGGGCUAUUUAGCCAAAGGGGAGACAGUCGGUCUCCCCCUCCAGCAACUGAGUGGUGUAACCAAAGGGGAGACAGUCGGUCUCCCCCUCCAACAACCAGGCUUCAACCAGGCUACUCCCGUGGUAGCGCUGGCACCAGGGCAGAGUACCGCUGGUCUCUGCCCACUCAGCAACCCACCAAGUCAGUUUACCAGUCACCCACACAGCCGUGGUGAGGCACCUGGAUAUGGACAAAGUUCUCCCCUACCCAGGUGUAAUAACCAUUUAUUGUGGGUGGGCUGUAUUACUAUUUGUAUGUUGUGGGUGGGCUGCUGGACUAACAAGGGCACUGACCGGCAGGAGGUCUGAUACCCUGUUAGUCUGUUUGGAAAAGGGGAGAGAUGUGACGAGACCAAUCUCGCCACAUUGCAUUGGAGAAGCCUGGUUGCUCGCCUGUUGCCUUUGGAUUAUGGCCCCAUGUUAAAAGGCUUGAUUUUCCCAUGCAAAGACAUGAAAGCCGGGUCAUUUGGUGCUUGCCCUGUUUAAGUGGUGAUACCCCAGAUAGCUAUGCCAUGGAGCCCAUUCGUAUAAUGAAAGACUAUGGGAAAGACUUUGGCUCCAUGGCAAUUGAACUGUAUGUGUGUGCUCUGAGCGCCAUUCAGUAAUAAUGUGCGCUCAGAUCUGAGCUAUCUCGGGAUAUGUUGAAUGUACCUGUUUUGUACAAUGGCUGAACAGUUAUAUGUUUUUAUGUGUUUUAUUGUCUUUUGCUGCCAUGUGUUCAAUGGAGUUUUGCCUCUGUCCUUGGAGAUAAUUGGAUUACUUCCCAAUUAUCUCCAGGAUAGAAGACUCUGUGGAACUGGUUUUGGGCAGAAAAGCCAUGCUUCCUUUGGUCACAAAGGACUACGAUCUAUCUUUUGAACCACUGGACCAAUUUGUAUGAUUUUGACGUAUGUUUGUAUUUGGAGUAUGCUGUUUCUGAAAAUGUAAGUUAUAUGUGAAUGUGAUGCAUACUUUUCAAGCUAUGAAUAAUGUGGAAAAAUUGUAUUUCUCUGCUUGUGAUAAUUACAUUACCCAUUGUGUAAGGUAAUUGAAUCACAGGCAAAGGGGAGGAAUUUGUGUGGGAGUGUCUGAGUGUAUUGUAUGUGUUUAUUGGUUGUGUUCCAAAACCCUGUGGGUGGUACUAAUGUGUAUAUAAGAACAAAACACCACUGCUUGACCCUCAACACGGAGCUCUGUCUCGUUCUUUGGGGGAUUUACUGUAUGCUGUUAGAGACUGAUUUCUAGGAGUAUAAGCCGGUUGGAUGCUUUUCCUGUUCGUCUGCUAGCAGCUAUUCGUGGGGUUCCAGUUCGGGAGUUUGGAGUGCUAUUUUGUAUGCAGUUCGGGAGUUUGGAGCAUUCUCUUAUAUGCGGUUCGGGAGUUUGGUGUUCUGCAGUAGCUGUGCCUGUAUCUCUGGAAGGGGAAGAUCUCCUUUUAUGCUGAGGGUGCCGUUACAGGCACUGAAGACACAAACUUAAAACCAAUCAUUUACAGUUACACAGCUAAACAAUCCCAUUUAUUACUGUACAUUCCUCCCCUCUGCUUGGGAGAUAAUUGAAUUAAUUGCUGUAUCAACUCAAUUAUCUCCAAGUGAAAAAUUUAAUUUUUACCCAAUUUUCUUAGCACCAAAACUACACAUUUAAUUUCAAUAAAAGUUACAUGUUUCUGAACAAGCAUAACUAGGGGACAAGCAUACUCAAAAAUCAUACUAAUCCGUUCAGGGGUUCGGGAGAUAGCUGAUAGUCACAUCCCUGCCUGGCCGCACACAAGGCUCUUGCCCAAAAUAGUUCCAUACAUUCAGCUGGUGCGGCUGGUCCCUCUUCGUAUGUUAAAAAUACUGAACAGUUAUUCUUUUUAUUGUUCGUGAGUUUGCUGGUUGUGUGCCGCUCCGUUCGUGCAAUACCUUUACCACAUGCCGCCUCGUUUGUGUAAUUCUGGGUGAAGCUAAGUGGUCCUGGAAGUCUCAGCGGUGUUCGGGAGUUUGAGUGUCCAAAAAUAGUUCCAGACACUCGAUGACCAAACACGGCUGAACGCAUUCGACAAAACAAGAUGGUCACCGCCACAUGUUCGUACAUAUGAAUGGACGGCUACCCAGAGAACCACUUAGCAUGCUUGCGGUUUACGGUCUGGCACAGAGUCAAAAGGGUAAUUGGCGGCACACACCUGGGCUGGGUGGUCUCUCGUUCUGCAGUUUGUUCGUUCAUACGAAUGGGAUAGCAUUGUCAUUCGUUUUUCCAUUCCUAUGUUUAAAUAUAACACUGGUAACAAAUCCAGGAGGUUACAAUGUUUCAAGUCUGUUGUCCAGGCAACAACAGAAGUUCUGUUACAGGCUACUAGAGGUACUUCCUGGGACAGUGAUGCACACUGUGCAGCACUGCCAUUCAGUGUCUCCACCCUCUGCAUGGAGACACUGAACUUUCCUCAUAGAGGAAACUCCCGAACUGGAACCCCACGAAUAGCUGCUAGCAGACGAAUAGGAAAAGCAUCCAACCGGCUUAUACUCCUAGCAAUCAGUCUCUAACAGCAUACAGUAAAUCCCCCCAAAGAACGAGACAGAUUCAAUGUAUCUCUAUGAGGAGAUGCUGAUUGUCCAGGGCUGUAUUUGACUUGUGCUGGCUCUGCUCCUGAUCUGCCUUCUUGGCAAUCUCAGAUAAUUCUAUGGGAAAACAUUGUGAUUUGCUCAGAGAAUAACUUCUGAAGAUGCCAGUCAAAAAGGCAGAUCAGGGACAGAGACAGCAGCUGAAGACUUCGAUAUAGUUAAGAUUUUGCUAUAUCUAGGGGGGCAAGGAGGGAUCUGGGGGGGUGGGCAGGGGCUAGAUGGUGUGAUGUGUGCUCCUUUAACUGAUAUCUAGUAUGUAAUAAAAUUAAACAAAGAAAGAGACAAGUUACAAAUAUUUUGUACACUGUAGAAUAAAAUGUGUAAAUUUAACUUGAACCAUUAUCUCCUCCAGCUAUACCUACGGACAACCUGUGCCUGGAACCAUUACAGUGAAGUGUUGUUUGCAAAAUGACAUAUAUGGCAGAAGUAAAAACUGUUAUAAAAACUCAUGCUUAAAUAUUACAGGAAAGGUGAGUGCUGUCUGCGUUUGAAUAGAUGCUUUAAAGUUCGGUGAUGUCUGAUUUAGUGGACAUACAGUUGUGCUAAAUUGCAUAUUAGUGGAUCAAAGUUUGCAUACCCUUAGAGAAUUAGUAAUCUAUGUACCAUUUUGAAAGAAAACAUGAGUGAGCAGGCAAAACACAUUUCUUUGAUUUCUUAUGGGAUUCAUAUUCAACUGUAGGUUAUAACAGAAUGGCACAAUCAUAUAACAAAACAUGUCAACAAAGAAAAAAAAUGAAAUGACCCCACGUUCAAAAGUCUGCAUACCCUUAGUUCUUAAUACUGUGUAUUGCCCCCUUUAGCAUCAAUGACAGCGUGCAGUAUUUUGUAAUAUUUCACUAUGAGGCCCCUAAUUCUUGCAGGUGGUAUAGCUGCCCAUUCGUCUUGGCAAAAUGCCUCCAGGUAAUGCAAACAUUUUUGGUCGUCUUGCAUGAACCGCACGUUUGAGAUCUCCCCAGAGUGGCUCGAUGAUAUUAAGGUCAGGAGACUGGGACUGCCACUCCAGAACCUCCACCUUUUCAUGCCCUAACCACUGAAUGUGAGUGACCCAUGCAGAAGAAUGCAAAUUGUCUGCCAGUAUUUUCUGAUAACAUGUUGCAUUCAUCUUGCCAUCAAUUUUCACAAGAUUCCCUGUGCAUUUAGAACUCACACAGCCCCAAAACAUCAGUGAGCUACCACCAUGCUUCACAGUGGGGAUGGUAUGGCUGUGACCAUAAAGCUCUAUUUUGGUCUUGUCACUCCAAAUUACAGUAUCUCAGAAGCUGUGAAGUGUGUAAAGGUGUUGUCAAGCAUAUUGUAACUGGGCUUUUUUUGUGGUGACCAUGCAGCUCAUUUUUGUUCAAGUAUCAUCGUAUUGUGCUCCUUGAAACAGCCACACCGCAUUUUUCCAGAGAAGCCUGAAUUUCACAUGAGAUUAACUAUGUGUUUUUCAUUGUAUCCCAAACAAUUCUUCGUGCAGUUGUGACAGAAAUCUUUCUUUGUCUACCUGACCUUGGCUUGGUUUUAAGAGAAACCCAAAUUUUCCACUUGUGAUUCCAAUAAGUGAUUGAACAGUACUGAUUGGCAUUUUCAAGGCUUUGGAUAUCCUUUUAUAACCUUUUCCAUCUUUAUAAGGUUCCAUUACCUUGUUAAGCAGGUCUUUUGACAGUUAUUUUCUGCUUCCCAUGGCUCAAUAUCUAGCCUGCUUAGUGCAUCCAUGUGAGAGCUAACAAACUCACUGACUAUUUAUACACAGACCCUAAUCAUAAUUUUAAAAGGUGUGGAAAAUUAACCUUUAAUGGCCAUUUUAACCUGUGUGUGUCACCUUGUGUGUCUGUGACAAGGCCAAAUAUUUAAGGGUAUCAGGGCCAUUUGGAUGAUUUCUGUUAUAAAUACGAUUUGAAAAUGUGAUAAUAAAUGACUUCAUAUGAUCAAUAUCCUUCAAAAAAAUACAUUUUUUUUGCAUGAUCAGUCAUAUUUUCAAAAUCAAUGCCAAAAUGUGACAAUUUCUGCCAGGGUAAGCAAACUUUUGAGUACAACUGUAUCUGAAUGUUAAUGUGAAUAUAUUAACUGAUUGUUCCUUUUCCAUAUCAUUAAAGCUGGACUCAGAGGGUCAUUUCCAUGGUGCCUUUGAACUAAAAUCAUUUGACAGUGGGUUCUCAGGAUCCCAUAGAAGUUUUACUUUGGAUGCCAUUGUGACAGAGGAUGGAACAGGUGACGUAUAGCCACAAAAAGCAAAAAACUGAUCCUGCUCAGUGUGAAAAUAUUGAUAAAUAUCUACAAAGACCCAUCUUGUGCUGCGGUAUUUACUGGGAAUUACAAGUGUAAAAGAAGUCACAAGGUGAAACUGCACUGAUACAAUGUAGCCAUGUGAUGGCUAACCUUGACACCAUGAUUUUUUUCUGGACUACAUUUCCCAUUAUGCUCAGCUAGCUUUUAGACUCUAAAAGCUAGCUGAGCAUCACGGGAAAUGUAGUCCAAACAAAAUUUAUGGUGUCAAGGGUAGCCAUUAUCAUUGCUUGUCACUCCAUGAAUCUCCCGGGACAAGGGGAACCUUGUUGCAGAUUUAAACCAUCCUUGUUUUAUUGGUAAGAGUUUUUAGAGUUUACAGUCUAGCAGAAAUGGGACCUGUGAUACACUAUGUAUAGACAAAGCUCUGAAAUGAAAUAAAGCUUGAUGAAAUAAGACAUAUUGGAUGAUUGUAGAUAUUUAUGAGAGACAAGCUUACUGUAAUGAUUUAGAAGCUUAUUUUAAAUAGAUACAUGUCGAUGGGGUGUUUAAAGAUGAUAGAUGAGUUCUAGAUAUGGGGACCUAUUCUGCUCUACUUCAAUUCCACGAACAGGCGAAAAACAAACAUGACACAAUCAAAACAUGUAAACCUAAAAAGUAUUUAACCCCUUCCCGACCUCCGACCCAUCAAGUAUGUCCGACAAAAAAAGUCCUUAACCCUUUAAGGACACAUGGCAUGUGUGACACGUCAUGGUUCCCUUUUAUUCCAGAAGUUUGGUCUUUAAGGGGUAAAAGAGCCACUAUAGUCAUCCAGACCACUACAGUUCAAUGAAGUUGUCUGGGUGCCAGGUUCCCCAGGUUUUAAUACAAAGAGAUAUGUGCACAAUAUGGAGGAGGGUGAACAUGAAGCUCUAACACUUAAAAAUAGAUAAUAUACAUACAUACAAAAGAUGGAGCUUCUGAAUAGUAGUUCAACAGAUAUUCUGUAAAAUAAAAUUAUACAACAAUAGUGCAAUACAGUAUUGAUAAAAAGCUUGAAAAGUAAAAUACAAGAGUGGUGUCACUCACAGGCCUGGAGUCAUACCCUCAUAUGACUUGGAUAAUAUGCGCCUUUGGACCAUCCCAGGAUGUCCAGAUCCUUCUUCUCCAGAUUGUUCUGUGCUUUAUUGACCCUUAACCAGCUCAAGAAUAUGCAGAUGCCAGGUCAGAGAGAUUUCUUUAAGAAAAGGUGAUUUAUUGAUCCAAAUAAAAAUUACACAAUAUAAAAACAAUAAAAGUGUACCAAAUAAACUUCUGGGUAGGCUGUAUAGUCCGUAACAGUGUCCAAAUAAAAAUUACACAAUAUAAAAACAAUAAAAGUGUACCAGAUAAACUUCUGGGUAGGCUGUAUAGUCCGUAACAGUGUCCAACCCAAAUAAAAAUGUAUUGGACACUGUUACAGACUAUACAGCCUACCCAGAAGUUUAUCUGGUACACUUUUAUUGUUUUUAUAUUGUGUAAUUUUUAUUUGGAUCAAUAAAGCACCUUUUCUUAAAGAAAUCUCUCUGACCUGGCAUCUGCAUAUUCUUGAGCUGGUUAAGGGUUAAUAAAGCACAGAACACUCUGUGCUUUAUUGAUCCAAAUAAAAGUUACACAAUAUAAAAACAAUAAAAGUGUAUUUUACUUUUCAAGCUUUUUAGCAAUACUGUAUUGCACUAUUGUUGUAUAAUGUUAUUUUGCAGAAUAUCUGUUGAACUACUAUUCAGAAGUUCCAUCUUUUGUACUUAUGGAUAUCCCCAGGUUUUAACCCUUCAGAUGUAAACAUCCAAUGUUUACAUUGCAGGGUUAAUCCAGCCUCUAGCGGCUGUCUACCUGACAGCCGCUAGAGGCGCUUCCCCGACGCUCAAUGCGAAAAUCGCAUUGAGCACGCAGGAUGUCCAUAGGAAAGCAUUGAGAAAUGCUUUCCAAUGGGCAUUUUAAUUUUUUUUUAUAAUUCUUUAUUUUUGGUGCAAAUCUUGGCAAUUUUGACAAAAUAGGUAAAGUAUGCCACAGCGGCAAAUAUAAGUCGGCAGACAGUUGUCUUAACGGUAUGAAGCAUGACAUUGAUGAACAUUGCACAUUUUCUAUAAAUAGCUGUCUAGACAAUGGUUACUAGCUGUCAUGUCUAUAACAUCUAUGUUCCUAUACAAAAGCAGCACUCUUGAUCCGAAUGUGUCUAAAGGUUUUUCUGUAUGUAGGAGGGGUUGGUACGCCGCCUGGACCAUCGUGGAGUACUAUCAACUGUAGUGAUUAACCCUGUUUGUACAUUUUGCUUUUAAAGAAGCCUCUUGUGUAACAUUUAUGUACAAUGACAGGUACCCUCUUGUGGUGGGAAGUGCUCCUUUGUUUGGGCCUUUGUAGGGCGAGAGAUGUAGUGCCUACUAGGUAUCUAAGGAACCAUGGUUCCACUAGCCUUGUACCUUACGUGUAGGGUAGGUUUAGCAAAAGACAUGUCUGUCUAAAGGUGGGGUUGACCGCUUGGUACGGUCAACAUGGGUCAAUGCAGGCUGCGUUGUUGAGGCUUGGUUAUGUCCUAUAUCUAUUUGGACAAGUGUUAUCUUAUGGUAUAUGUAGUGCAGGGAGCAUAUCAUUGCCUGCUAGGGUUUGUGGAGUUGUGUGCCUAAUGCGUUUGGGGAGUUGGUGAGCAGUCCGGGCCAAAGUGAUGAGGCUGUUAUAGGUCCCCAGUCCCUAAGGGUGGUGAGCUUAGAAGCUAUACUGGGUUGGAGACAUGUAGGUUAGUCUAGUGUGCUAGGAGCUGAGGUUGUGUGGGUAGCCCUGGGUAUACCCGGUCUGGUCCGCUUGGUGCGGAGUGAUGUUUAAGGGUCAUGUGGGUGGGUAAGUUAAGGCUGCAGAGUGGGUAGUGCCCCUUUACCAUGGGGGGGGGGGGAGGAGGUUAUGUUGCCGGGGUUGGGUGUCAUGGCCUUUGUGGGCCUCGUCUGUGUAUGGGCACCAGGUAGGGUUCUAAGCCCUUAAUAGCUACCAUAUGCAAAACAAAAGAACAUUAACUAAAGAUAGAGAUUAACAAAAAUAAACAUUUUAUUAUGUCAUUGCGGCAUCAGGUUGCAGAACUUUGACUGUCUAUAGGGACAAAGGUGUCUGCCACAUUCCACUGGUGAGACCGAGGCGGAUCUGUCGAGGGAGUGUUGCGGUCAUCUAGACCCAAGGCUGUUAGUAGUGCAUGGUCGUCUUUAAGAUCCGCUGCCUUGUACGUUUUCCCAUCAUUAGUAGCUAAGAGAGAGCCCGGGUCGCCCAUCUGUAUGAAAGUCCAGCUUUUUGCAGGGCUGUCGUAAUGGGCUGCAUUGACUUGCACCACAGCAGCGUGGUUCGGCUUAAGUCCUGGAAGUGGGAUAUAGUGCAGUCUUCAAAUUCAAAGGCAAUCUUUCCUUUAAGGGCCAUCAUUAGGCCUAUUUUAUCAGACAGGGUUUGGCAUCUCAAUAUGAUAUGCCAAACCCUGUUGCGGGAGCUUGGGGUGAUUUAGCAAUGCGGUAUGCCCCCUCAAAGGAGAAGUAUUUAGCCUGUCUCAUUAAUAGUAUGGUGGCUACCAGUCAUCUGAUAAAGUGGUGGAGUUCUUCCGGGGAUACUGUCUCAGGAACCCCUCUAAUCUUUACAUUCUUCCUCCUGCCUCUGUCAUCAAGGGUUUUACCUUGCCUUGUGAUUGCAGUUGUGUGCUAUUUGUAGUUGGUGCACCUUGUUGCCAAGUGAUUGCAGUCCCUGUUUAAGGUCCAUAACCUCUUCUUCUGUGGCUCGGGUCCGUUCUGUCACAGCUUGUACUUCUGUAGCCAUUAAUGCCAAGUCUGCUUUGCACAUUUGCUGCAGCAUAUGUUGCAGGCCAUUUAACAUGGUUUGGAUAUGCUGCUUAGUGGCUAGUGCUGAGUUCUCCGCCGCCUGUAAGGUCUCUCUGCCUGGUGGGCUGUGGGGGCGCUAUAUAUAAUAUAUAUAUAUUUUUUCUUUUUUUAUUAUCUCUCUACCCUCCCUCCCUCUCCCCUGCCACUGAUCGGUCUUCUUAUUAAAAAGUUGUAAAAAAGUAAAAAAAAAAGAUAUAUAUGUUAAUAAAUAUAUAUGUGUAUAUGUAUAUAUGAGAUAUAUAUAUAUACCUAUAUUAUUAUAUAUAUAUAUAUAUAUAUAUAUAUAUAUAUAUAUCUUAUACAUAACAUCAUACUAAGUGUAUUUUUUAUUAAUAUAUAUACCGUAUAUAUAUAUAUAUAAAAAAUAAAUAAUUAUUAAAAAUAAAUAAAAAACUGUAAAAUAAUUUAAUUUUUAUAUAUAUAUAUAUAUAUAUAUAUAUAUAUAUAUAUAUAUAUAUAUAUAUAUAUUUAUUUGUGUAAGGGGCAAAUAGCCGUAUAUGGAGUAAGGUUCAAGUAAGAACUUGGAUAGUAUAAAAGAGCAAGUCGGUUGUGGUGUGCCGAGACUGCCGAUAUGGUAGGCCUGUAAAUAAAGAGGGCCCACCAAGGAUUAAGAAAAGUAACGUAAAGGAAAAGAAAAGAGAAAGAGAUAAGAUUGAGGAGUGGGUGUGAGGGUGGGAAGGUAAUUCAGAAGCUGACCUUGAUCAGUAUGGAGUCAGGUAAGGGGUAUACCUUAUAUAGGGGAGUGAGUUAACUUAAGCCCCUCCCACAAUUACAGGCCAUAUAUGGAGUAAGGUUCAAGUAAGAACUUGGAUAGUAUAAAAGAGCAAGUUGGUUGUGGUGUGCCGAUACCGACGAUAUGGUAGGCCUGUAAAUAAAGAGGGCAAAAGUGAAUAACCAAAAAGAUUUAAUACAGUCAACAAUAAAUACAAUUAUCCAGAUAUAACUUUAAAUGCAUUUCUUAAUUCUUGUGUUGACUUGGGUAUAAAAGUGGUAUAGGCGGAUGACUUCCAACAUCCCACUUUAUGACUUUAUGACGUGUACUGGUAUGUUAGCGCUGGAAGCAGUGGAGGCCGCCCCUAUGCGAAAGGAGUGAACCGAGUAGUGAGAAGGGUUGAAGCCUAGCAUUGUUAGCAGGGAUCGGAUUUAUCUCAUGAACGUAGUGGUAGUGAGUACAGAGCCGUGUAGUGCGAAUAAAUGUUGUGAUGGUAGUGAUGUGGUAUGAAGAAGGUAGGCGUCUAGGGCCUAUCAUUUGUUCUGGGUAGGGUAAUAAGUGAUUUCCACUGGGGGUGCGUGUUGGCUUGUUUUUGAGAGGUAGUGCCAAUAUAUAGUGGUCCAUAUGUUUGCGUAGGUGCAUGUGUAGAAGGCAUCUGUCUGUCUGAGUGGUAGUGAUAGUAGUGAAUUUCCUUGGCCUAAGGAACCCGUAAAAGGCUGUGUACAUGGCAGCUUUAAUGACUUUAUUGGUGGUAGAGUGGAAAGGUUUGGAGUCUAAUAGGUCAGAUAAUGACUGAAAAAGUGUAUUGUCUAUAGGUAAUCUCUGCAGGGAUUGUGGAUGCACAGAUUUUGGAAUACCUCUGAGUGUAUUCUUUAUCUGAUAAGAUGCCAUGAAGCUAUGUGUAUUAGGUGGUAAGGUUAGCAUGUGAUGUUGUAUGCCUGUAAGAUAUAAUUUAAUGGUGUUGUAAGAUAAGUGUAAUGUAAGAUGGCAAAAGGAAGCGAAGGCUAUGAUAGAUGUCGUGACAAACGGUUGGGAUAUGUUGUGAUCGGAUAGAAAUCUGGUGAAUUGUGUGAAGGCUCUGUUGUACGUAUUGUGAGUGUUGGAUGAUAAUGCUAAUUUGGGUAGAUCCCUGUUGCAUGAUUAGUUCUAGUCCAUGGUUAGCUGUAGGAACGGAGGGGCGGCUUUGGCUGCUUGAGUGGCUGACGGAAGUGCUAGUCAAAAGGCAUGAAAGUUGAAACAAGACAGACUGUCAGCUGCUAUGUUACUAAUACCUGGAACAUGAAAGCAAACCAAGUAGAAGUUGUGACAUGCUGCCAACCACAUGAGUUUCCUGAUAAAUCUCAUGAGUGUAAGGGAUAUUGAAUGGCCUUUGUUGAUUAUGUGACAUAUGGCCUGGUUGUCUGGUUGGCGACAUGUCGGACAAUCUGGGGAGGAAUACGUUUUUACCAUUCCAGGUGGUCAAGAAUUCCUUCCACAGGUAUAAGUCUGCUGUGGCUUGUAGAUCCAUGGAUAGUCUAUGGUUGUUGUGUCAGAAGUGUGGGAAAAGACAAAGAAGUCUGGAUAUGAAAGCCUGCCAUUGUGGGAUGAUGUGCAUGGCAAAGUUUAAGGAACCUAUGAGGGAUUGAAGUUCCUUGCGGUUGCAAGUACUGAGAAAGAUAUAAUGAUUUCUGCUUUUGAGAAUGUUUAUAAUUUUCUCUUGUGGCAAGCUUGCUUGCAUGGAUGCCGAGUCAAGUUGUGUGCCAAGAAAUGUAAUGAUGGUGUCUGGACCUUCUGUUUUCUUACGGGAUACUGGGACACCCAAGUGGUCAAACAGACUAAAGGCUUCUUUAAGGCUUCUGGGGGGAAGGGAGUUCCCUUCUAUCAGCAGAAAGUCAUCUAGAUAAUAGAUGACUAUGGGGCAUCUAGAAAUGUUUAGUAAUAACCAGCAAAGUGAUUCUGCAAAUGUGUUGAUGAUUUUUAGGCUACUUUUUGACCCAAAGGUUAAGCGGGAGAAAAAAAAUAAUAUUUAUCUGCCCAUUUUAUGCCAUGUAAGUGCUAGAGUGUUGGGUGGAUUGGUAGUAAUUUGAAGGCUUUUAUAAUGUCUGUCUUACUUAGCCAAGCUUCGACCCCUGUUUGUAUGAUGGCUGCGAUGGCGUGAUCUAUGGUGGCAUAUUGUAGGGAAAACUCUUCAGAGGGAAUGAAGGAGUUGAGACUUGGGUUAGUAGAGGUAUGAGGGGCUGAGAGAUCUAUGAUGAGUCUCUGUUUAAGGGAAGGUUUCCUUGUAACAAGCCCUAUGGGAUUUGUGCGCCAUGCCGUAAACGGUGGGGUUGAAAAUGGCCCGAACAAGAACCCAAUUCUCGGGUUAUAAGCGUAUUUACGGCCAUUGGGUUCUGUUUUGAUGAUUGAUGAUUGUAAAUUAGGGCAUUCUAGACGGCCUGUGGGCAUAUGUAUGAUGCUAACAGACGUUAGGUACGGUUUAGAGUACAUUUUAUUUGGACACAUGGUUUAAGCAUGUGCCCUGAAACAUUGUGAACAAAUAUGCAAUAGUCUGCAUGCACUGAAGCUACAUGUGCCCACAUUGAAAUUAUUGCAAAUCUGGGAUUUGCCAAAGAAAACCGGCCCGUCAUGGAAAACAGCGGGGGCUGGUGCUCGCAUAGUGCCGGCCCAGGAUAGACCAGCAGGGACCUCCCCUGCCAGCCUUGGUCCAUGGCCACCGCGGCCCACCAAUGGCCGGUCCGGGCCUGGGACCAACAUAUUAAAAAAUCAUGCAAAUCAGUUCAGGGGUUCGGGAGAUAGAUGGAAGUUCAAUUUCUGCCCGGCCGCACACAAGGCUCCUGCCCAAAAUAGUUCCAUGCAUUCAGCUGGUGCGGCUGGUCCCUUUUCGUAUGUUUAAAAAUUGGCACGAAUCUAAGUGGUCUUGGAAGCCUCAGCGGUGUUCGGGAGUUCGAGUGUCCGCAAACAGUUCCAGAGACUCGACGGCCAAAUCCCGCUGGACGCGUUCGACAAAACAAGAUGGCCGCAGCCACGUGUUCGUGCAUACGAAUCGAUGGCCACCCAGUGAACCACUUAGAAUGUUGAAGUUGCAGUUUGGCACAGAGUCAAUGAGUCAAUUGGAGGCACACGUCUGGUUUGGGUGGUCUCUUGUGCAACAGUUUGUUCGGUUAUACGAAUAAAUUAACAGGGCUGUUCAUUUCCAAUUCGUAUGUUGGGGUUAUAGGUUUAUGAGUUCAACUGUUAACAAUUAUUAUUAUUUUAUCAUUUAUAUAGCGCUAUCAGAUUCCGUAGCUCUGUACAAUGGGUGGACUAACAGACAUGUUGUAACGGAACUCCCCGUACGCCGACCGAGUACCUUCCGUUGAUGGACGCAUCCUAGCUUGCACCGAGGACCACAAGCACCGCACCGGACUCUACAACCACUGCAGACUCCACAACCGCCAUAGCUUAACUGGAGUCUCGCCGUCUUCCUUCCACCCUUUGUCAGCUUCUGUCCUCCAGGGCCAUGUGGGAAAGACCUCUUCCUUCCACCCUGUAUGAACCUCCAGCAUCCAGGACUGUGUGGGGAAGACCUCUCCUCCAGGAGAGUGUAUCAGGAACAGCUCUUAGAAGAGCUAGGUGAUUUAAAGCUCAAGGGAGUAUGCACCACUGCUGGGGAGAGAGGCCGGCUGCCUCACCUUCCUGCAGAACACACUGCUGCUGGGGGGAGAGACCGAUUGUCUCCUCUCCCUGGGACUCACUCUGCUGCUGGGGAGGGAGACCGAUUGGGAGAGAGGCCGCUGGGGAGAGAGGCCGGCUGCCUCCUCUCCCUGCAGGGUCCACUGCUGCUAAGAAGUGAGACAGGUUGUUUCCUCUCCCUGCCCUGGUGGUACCUCCAAGGUAUACUGGGACUGACUGGAGCUGAGUAGGUACUGGUAAUCCUGCUCCAGUUCUCAUUCCUGGAUGGCCAAUUCAAACAGGUCUGGCUUUAGCCAUCAGCCAUAGGGAGAUCCAGCAUGGCUUUUCUGUAGUCAUGUACAUCCCAAAGCCAUGAUUCUGCAGCACUCCCGAACUCCGGUUCGGCAAAGGCCCCUCAUAGAAGGACAGGGCCAUUGUAAUCCUUGCCCUCCCGUCUGUCGUACUUGGCCAUUCCCGGGCACCCGCUGAACCGUGUACCGAUGUAACGCCUGGUAUGCUUCGUUGAUCCACAGUUCACUAGGUGCCAGUGACUUAAGCUGCCUCACCAACUCCCACCUGGGCUGUUCUCCCAGCAUAGGUAUCCGUAGGCCCACUCGGGCCUGUAGUCGCUGCUCCUCGCUGGGGACACGCUCAGCUCGCCAAUGCUGGACACCCUCCAGGGUUUAGUCCCACAUCUCUUUUCUGGCGUCCUCUCUGCAGUCCAACUGGGUCGCCUCUGAUACUGGCCCACCCAGUGGGGCCAAGAGGUUUUGUAACCUCCAGUCGAACUCAUCCUCCACUUCCAGCGCUGUCCAGGAACUUGCUGGCUCCAUACCGCUCCGUAAUAAUCCCAGUGUCUCCAGGGUGCUGUUCAUCUCACUAGAAAGCCAUCCCACCGCUUCCACCACUGUAACGGAACUCCCUGUACUCCAACCAAGUACCUUCCAUUGAUGGACACUUCCUAGCUUGCGCCUAGGACCACAAGCACAGCACCGGACACCACAAUCACUGCAGACUCCACAAACAUCGUAGCUUAACUGGAGUCUCGCCGUCUUGGAUCAGCUUCUGUCCUCCAGGACCGUGUGGGAAAGACCUCUUCCUUCUACCCUGUAGUAACCUCCAGCAUCCAGGACUGUGUGGGGAAGACCUCUCCUCCAGGAGAGCGUAUCAGGAACAGCUCUUAGAAGAGCUAGGUGAUUUAAAGCUCAAGGGAGUAUGCAGAGCAUAGCAAUCCCCAGUGUGAUUAUAGCAGUUCCCUCCAAUAAGGAGACAAGGCUACGUAUUGAGGGUCAAGAAGAUCUGUUUUAAUUAACACCAAAGGGCCUUCUUUUAUGCAGGUUUACACAGGUUACACAUACAGUACCGCCCACAGGGUUUUGUAGAACAGCCAAUCAAACACAAUACCAUUCAUUAAAGCAAAAUCCUCCCCUCUGCCUGUGAUAUAAUUACUGAACACAAUGGGCUAACGUAAUUAUCACAGGCAGGAAAAUACACAGUUUUACAUAAUAUUCAUAACUUUAGUAUACAUCACAUUCACAUAAAACUUACAUUUUCAGAAUCAGCAUUCUUUAAAUAUGAACAUAACUAAAAAUCAGACAAUUCCACACAGUAGUUCAAAAGUUAGCUGGAAGUCCUUUAUGACUGACCACAAGCACAUUUCUCUGCCCAAAACAGUUCCAUAGAUUUGGGCUGUGCGGUCGGUCUAUUUUACACAGAAAAAUGACUAAGUCCCAUUCGAAUGCACCAACGGGGCCAUUCGUGCAUUUGGCUCAGUAUAACAGUGAGUUCAAACAGCCGAACGGGACUUAGUGUCUGUGGCUGAAAACUCAGUGCAGGAGAAGGUAAGAGUCAACGCUGUUCGUUGAAAUGUGUAGCCGAUUUCAGUUCCAUGGAUUUGGCUACACACACCGCUGACCGCGUUCGAUUUAACAAAGAUGGCCGCCGCCACGUGUUUGUUUGUACGAACUGCGGCCACCCAGCGGUCGGCAAUUUACCUACAGCAGGCUCCAAGCCUGGGAGGUAAAUUGCCUGCACGCUUCCACUUCUGGAUGUUCCGCCUGUACAGUACUUGGUUCAGUAAUUCCCAUUUACUGAACCAAGUGGGAGAAAGCCAUAAGAAAAGUAUAUAUUUUUUUUUAAUUCUUUAUUUAUUCCAAGGCAAGACUGUACAUCCAAGACAGAAUAUAACACGUUAUCACAGUAUAUUAUUACAGUCAGGUUUAUCUCGCAUUUUCCUAAACAUUAAACAUUUGUUUCUUUCCUAUCUUUGUAAUUCAUUGUAACAGAUAGUGAGAUUAGUAAACAGCCCGUCUCAUAUAUAGCUGAAAUUACAAUGCAACCAUUACUUGUUCCGUUUCCCAUCCGUUAGCUUUUGAAAUCAUGUGUCUAUAUCAAUUAGUAAUGCAUUGUAUUAAAGAACGGAUGGUAGUAGUAGAACGAACGUGAGAGAUUCUCACAUAGGAUAGUAUGAUAAAAUAGUAAGAAGGGACUAAGGGAAGAGGGGGGAUCAAGAGGAAGUAGAGGAGCCGGGGGGGGGGGCGCAAGGGGUGUCAAGCUAGCUUGCCUUUGCCCAAGACUGGUCUGUCUGGGGGAGCCUCCAAUUGUGGGUCUGUCAAGCAUUCACUGCACUAGUUAUCCAAGGGCCCCAUAUUUUUUCAAAUGUUCUCGUGGUUCCUCUUACCCGGGCUGCUAGACCAUCCAUCAGGCAAGUAUCUUUAAUUUUUUGUAUCACCGCAGAAAGACUAGGGGCCUCUCUAUGCAGCCACACCUGUGCCAAAGAUGUCCUAGCGGCCAGAUUUAAUCAAUGCAAUAAAGUUUGUUCUGCGUUAGUCCAAUUUUCUAUAGAUCUGGACAGUAGGAAUACCCAUGGGUCUAGCUUAAUCUCUUUCUCAAAUACGUCUCGCAGCAUCUGUGCAACUUGUUGCCAAUAAACCUGUACUAUUGGGCACUUCCACCACAUGUGGAGAUAUGUUCCCUUUAGGCUGCAUCCCGCCAGCAUAGGUCAGUUGGAAUUUUAUUAAUUCGGCAUAAUUUUACCGGUGUAGUAUACCAUCGAAAUAGUGUCUUAUAUGAUUGUUCCUGCAGCGAGACACACAUAGAGGGCCGCGCGGCCACCUCCCACAUUUCCUGCCACUCCAUACCCUCCAAUGUCUCGCCCAAGUCUGCCUCCCACUGAUCUAUGUAUGUAAUUCCUCGCCAUUCUAGUGUGUUGUUGCAUAGAUGCGUGUAUACAUAUGAGAUCAAACCGCUCGGAAAAUUUUCCUUUGCACACAUCCUUUCGUAGAAUGUCAUCUGUGUCCCUGCGGCUUUCUUUACCUGAGGGUCUUGGGCAUAGUCUCUAAGCUGGAUAUAUCUGAAAAAGUCAAAGGGUUUCAGAGGGGUUCUGGUUUGCAGUUCCUCGAAUGUUACAAAUGACCCCCCCUCGAACAGGUGAUAUAGUCUUUGCUGCCCUGCGUGUUCUAUGCCUCUGAAAUACCGGGCUGUCAUUCCCAGUGUGAAUGCUUUGUUCAUUAAGAAAGGGGUAAAUGGAGAAGGGGAGGAUAUCAGGCUAUAUUUUGUGGCAGCUGCGUCCCAGAUCUUCAGUGAGUUUGAGAUUGCCGGGCAGAUCAUGCUAAUGGUUGGUCUAUGUUCCUUAGGAAUCCACAUAUAAAACUGAGGCAUAUCCAUUCCCAUAAGGGAUGAUUCCAGGUCCACCCAUCUUCUUUCCUCUAAGGGAGAGUGCCACAGCGCCACCUGGGCCAGUUGGGCCAGCUCAUAAUAAAAAUACAAGUGCGGAAGGCUCAGGCCCCCUCUGUCUCUAGCUCGAUAUAGGAUGUUACGUGAUACCCUAUGUUUCUUGUUCUGCCAUAUAAAUUUACCAAUGGCUUGUUGGAGUGGUCCCAGAUCAGAUCUAGUUAGUCUAAUUGGGAGUGCCAGAAACAAGAACAAUAUUCGAGGCAGCACAUUCAUUUUCACUGAAUGGAUCCUCCCUAGCCAGGAAAUUGCUUUUUCUGUCCAGUUUUCCAUGUCUGCCAUUAACGUCCUAAUCAACGGGGUAUAAUUCUAUUGGUAUAAUUGAGAUGGGUCCGCAGUCAGUCGAAUGCCUAAGUAUUUAAUGUUGUCUCUUGUUAUUUGCAGUUGAUGCGUCUUCCCUAUAUAAGUUAUGUCCAUCUCUGACAUGCCUAUGGGAAGUCCACUAGACUUGGUCAUAUUUACUCUAUACCCGGCCAGUUCCCCAAACUUUGUCAAAACAUCCGUUAAUGCUGCCAUGGAUUCUCUCGGGUCCGCCAGAGUCAGUAAUACGUCAUCUGCGAAUCCCAACACUACGUAGCGUCGCCCUCCUACCCCUUUUAUAUCCGGGGCUUUACGUAUCGCCUGCAGGAGUGGCUACAAUGAGAGAGCAAACAGUAAGGGGGACAAGGGGCAUCCCUGUCUAGUGCCGUUGCUAAGGCUAAACGGGACUAUCCUUGCUCCUGAAAUGCGAAUGUGCGCCCUAAUGUUAGUGUACAUUGCGCGAAUCACUGUAAUAAACUGGUAUAGGAUGCCGCAAUGGUCUAGCACUGUGAAUAGAUAAGGCCAUUUCACUCUGUCGAACGCCUUUUCGGUGUCCAACGACAAUAUCAUCGUUGGUAUUUUCCUGGUUGCUUGUCACCAUAUAAGGUCUACAUUAUGUCUGGUGUUAGCAAGUACUGGGUUCAAUCUGACUGCCAGGAUUUUUGCUAGUAGUUUUGAGUCAUGGUUAAUCAGGGAUGUCGGGCGGAAGUGUUCUGGGACCGAUAUAUCUCAUUCCGGUUUCGGCAAUAAAAUGAUGUCCGCUAGUGACAUGUCUCUAUUGGGUAGACCUCCGUCCAUGAGUUCAUUGAACCAAGAUUCCAUAUGUGGGAUGAGUUCUUCACGAUAGGUUUUAUAAUAGUUUCCGUCAAAACCAUCCGGGCCUGGUGCCUUGUUGCUUUUCAAGACGGAGAUCACCAUGUCUAUUUCUUCCGCCGAAAUCCGUUUCCCCAAGGCGUCUGUUUCCGCCCCAUUUAGUUUAGUUAGUUCUAGCCCGGUAAGGAAAGUGUGUGUCUUGUCUCUUUCACCGUGCGAAUCAGCCAGUUCUGUUGGCGAAUGGUUGUAUAGUUUUGUAAAGUAUUCUGUGAACACUUUUGCUAUGUCUAUAGGGUUCGUUUGAUAUUGGCCAGAAGCAUCUUAUUUUAAAGGUCUGGGGACAUAGUCUUAAAGGGGUAUUGUUCCCAAAAGUCACAAUAUGUCCCCAGACGGUUCUUAAAGGGCCAUACCCAGCAGGGUCAUAAUCAUGAGGAAGGUGGCUGGCAAUUAGGCUUUUCCAUAAGCCAAGGACACAGGGCAAUUUGUCACAUAAAAUCCUGGUUACAAACGGCAGUUUGUAACACAUGUAAUUGUAACCAGACAACUGGACGCACAGGAACAGAGGGGUGAAGGGCCCUGCUCCAUGAGCUUACAUUCUAGAGGGAGUGGGGUAUAGUGACACAAAGGGUAAAAGUAGGGGUACGAAGUAGGUUGUUAGAAAAGUAUUAAUUGAGGGCUUACUAGGUAGUUUUUGACAGUUGCAGAAGAGGAGUCAUGGAGGGUGGGGGUGAAAACCUGCUUGCAGUUUAAUUGAUAUGCUUUCUUGAAGAAGUGAGCUUUCAAUUAUUUUUUGAAUGAGUGGAGACUUGGUGAAAUUCUUAUGGAGAAGGGAAGGGAGUUCCACAGAAGAGGUGCAGCACAAAAAGAACACCCAGGCAGUGAGCCUGUGCGGUAGAGGUGAUGGUAGCACCGUUGACUUGGAGGGAAACAGACACUUGAGGGAGGAAAGACCAGAAGUUCUGUUUUGGACAGGUUGAGUUUAAGGAAGUGAGAAGCCAUCCAUUUGGAAAUCAAAGAGAGUAAGUCAGAGACACGAGUCAAGAAGGGUGGAGAGAGAUCAGAAGAGGACAGGUAGAUUUGCGUGUCAUCCGCAUAGAAAUGAUAACAAAAGCCAAAGGAGUUGAUGAGUUUACCAAGGGAGGCAGUGUAGAUAGAGAACAGUAGAGGACCAAGGACAGAACCUUGGGGGACGCCGACAGAGAGUGGUUGGGGGGAAGAGGCAGAGUCAGAGAAAGAAACACUGAAAGAGUGCUGGGAGAGGUAGGAGGAGCACCAGGAGAGAGCAGUAUCCUGUAGACCAAAAUUACAGAGAAUACGAAGAAGCUGUUGAUGAUCAAAAGUGUGAAAGGCAGCAGAAAGAUCAAGGAGAAUUAGGAUAGAGUAAUGGGCGUGAGAUUUAGCAGCAAUUAAAUCGUUGGAUACAUUGGUCACAGCCGUUUCGACAGAAUGACCAACGCGGAAUCCAGACUGAAGGGGGUCAAGCAGGGAGUUGGUUUUGAGAAAGUCAGUCAGUCUGGUGUACACAACUCUCUCGAGGAUCUUGGAGACAAAUGGCAGAAGCGAGGUAGGGCAGUAGUUGGAUGGGGAGUUGGGGUCAAGACUGGUAUUUUUCAGAAUUGGGGUUACAGUUGCAUGUUACAAGUCUGAUGGCAAUAAACAGGGUAUCUGUUACAAUGACGAUGAAAUCACCAGUACAAGUACAGUUUUUGUGUAAAAAAAAAAAAAAAUGCAAAAAAACAAAUAAAAACACUAACUUUGGCCAGCGUUUGUGACUAAGUGGCUACUGCAAAAGUCUGGAAAUACUGCAUUUGGAAUAUUCUGGGUUGUCUACAUUUGAAAAUGGUAUGCCAUGAUGGUGUUAUUUCAUAUUUCUGGGCUACCAUAUGGUCUCAAAAGGCAACACAGACCCAGCAAACAAAUCUGGCAAACUGAAUUGGACAAGCCCUAUACUGACCCUUUAACUUCCCUAAACACCAUAAAACCUGCACCAUAAAACCUAUUGUCAUACUCAGGAGACUUCGCUGAACACAAAUACAAAAAUUAUGAUGAAAUCACCAGUAAAAGUGAAAUUUUUAGGUAAAAAAAAUGCAAAAAACUUGAAUGAUAAUUUUGGUGAGCGUUUGUGACUAAGUGGCUACUACAAAAGACUGGACAACCCCAUUUUAAAUACUGUUUGUUAUGUACUUUUACAAAUUGUAUGCCAUGAUGGGGCUUAUUUUCAUUUAUGGGCUGCUAUACGGUCUCAAAGGCAACAUGGGCCCAGCAAACCAAGCUGGCAAAUUUCAAUGUGCAAACAUGGAAAUGGCGAAAGCCCUAAAUUUGACCCCUGUAAGUUUGCAAAAACCCAUAAAACCUUUACAUUGGGGGUACUGUUGUACUCGGGAGAUGUUACUGAACACAUAUUGGGGUGUUCUUUGUCAGUAACACAUAACGGGAACUGACAAUCCAUGCCUAAAAUACAAUGUGAGAGAAAAAAUUACUACCCAAAAAUUUGACAAAGACUGGUGGUAGAAUUGGUGUAUGUAAAGUGUUAAAAUACCACCAUUUGAAAUACCCUAGAGUGUCUACCUUUCAAAAAUGUAUGGUUUGAUGGGGGUAAAUUACAUUGGCUGGCUUCAAACAUUUCCCAAAUAGGACAUGGGUGCAUGAUGACCAGCUGUGAAAAUUCCAAGUUGGAAAACUGGAAUGUGCACCCUCCAAAUAAGGUAUUUUAACCCCCAGAGAACCCGACACACCUAUACAUGGGUGGUGUGAUGAACUACACUUCGCCACUGGCUUUUGGAGAGGCCUGCUUGCCAGCCUCUUGCCCUGUGACUAUGGCCCCUGGGGUGUAUUGCAGUUUAAAAACUUUAUUUGGGCUUUUAAGACACUGUUCCUGCUCCUUUAAAUAUUAUUGGAAAAGAUUUGCACUUUCAAAAUGGCACAUUGGAGGGGCGUGGCUAGCCGAGCUACAGAGCGGUCAAGGUUUUACUGAGCUCCCGCUCCAGAAGUGCAAAACUGCCUAUUUUGCCACAAAAGAGAGCAAACUUUAAUGUUGCCGACACCUGAGGGACCCCCCCAAGAGAGAGAUGGGGCGCAAACACCUAAGAUUGGCCCAAGCUGGGAGCAACAGUCACACAGAUAUCCGACUGUCCUUCACCAGACCACCGCCGCAGGCCCAACUAAACAUGGCGCCCGUGGAAACACGCAGCUCCAGCGACUCAGAGCGAUCACUGGAGGAAGAGACAUCCCAAGCACCCAAUUCCAGCAGUGGGAUAUACCAGAGGUCUGAAUCAGACUCAGACAAAUCCCCCUCCACCAAGGGAGAUAUCAAAAACCUCCUGCGGGACCUGAGGGAGGUCUGGAAAGCCGACCUCGCUGGAGUACAGGAGGAGGUCGGAGGCCUGAACCGCUGUGUGAGAGAAGUGGAGUGCAGGGAAGUGGAGAGGGGAAAGAGGCUGGAUGAUACCAGCUCCCGCCUAAAUACACUCACCCAACAAGUACAGCGCCUCUCCCGCACAGUUACCUCCCUAGAGACACGGCACCGACGAAAAAAACAACAGGAUCCGUGGGGCCCCAGAGUCAAUAGGCCAAGAAGCCCUGAUCAGCUUUACCCACGAGGUCCUGAGAGAACUCGGAGUUCAGACGGACGCAGAGCGACCGCCAAUAGUGACAGCCUUCAGGGUCGGGAAGGGCCCCACAGCACCUGCGGACGCACCCCGGGACAUCAUAGCCACCACCAGAGACACCAACGUGAAAUCCUCUAUAAUGGCACGGUCCAGACAAAAACCAAGUCUGCUCAGAGCCAACACGAAAAUCACAGUAUACGACGACUUACCUUUUGCAGUCUUACUUGAGCGGCGUAGGUUCGCACCCACCACCCGGAUCCUUCGAGACAAAGGCAUUAGAUACCGAUGGGGACAUUCGGGAACACUGGUGGUACCACAUGGGGACACAGUACAUGUUCUUUCGGCCUCCGAGGACCACACGGAGUUCCUGAGAGGCCUUGAUCUGCCGGCACCACCUCCAGCGACACGGCAAGCAGUGGCAGCCCAGUCGACCGCGAACCCCACAGGGAAAAAGAAGCUAGCUGGAGACGCACAAUCAAUAGAGCGGAAAGACCCUCCAUAGGACUCUCCAACCCAGGCGUAACCUAGCCGUGAUGGCAGCGAGGGGAGGCCAACUACCGCCCACAAGGACACACCCGGGACUGAUCUCUUGGACUUCCAUGUGGCAAAUCCUUAACUGAAGGCUAAACGAGUGCUCCUAAUUGCUGAUGUAUUCUAUUCUUUAUUUUUAUUUUAAUGUUGUGUUUUUUUUGUUUUUUUCUCUCUUUCCUCCCUCUGGUUUAUUCACAUGUAAUGCCGUGACUACUGUUAUCAAUGCUUUUACCCAGACUGGUUUUACUACUCGGACCCCCACCAUGACUGAGUUUCACGGACAAGUAGAGACCCUUGGGACCACGUAGGUUUCACCAACACGCUUACAGUAAGGGGGGAACAUGGACAGACGCAGACCACACCCACUAUGUCGCACACAAAGACCAACCCAGGGACAUAUAGCACCGACACUUAAUCAGCCAGGCCCCCAUCGGAGGACAAGAUAAGGAUAUUAGCCCCAGCCACCAACACCGGACGGACACCCGACCAGCUACAAAUGAUACGCCGGCAACCCAACUACCGUCCCAGAAGGGGGAGACAUACGAUGUAACUGUUUCUACCAAUAACCCCCUGCCCCCCCCUUUUUUUUUUCUCUCAUUACUUAACUUAAUAUUGUUUCUCUACCACGCUACUAAAAUGACUUCUGUAUAUGGCUAUAAGUUAUCGUACAUAUAGAUCCGUCUUCGGACAGGACACAUGUUAUUCUGUCAAACAACACUCAUAACGGCGCAACAUAACACUUUAUGACCAUGUGUAAUACUCUGCCCGCAAUCGCUGUUGUGGUGAUGCGGGAAUAUGUGAAUCACAUUUAAUGCGCUAUGAAAAUGAAAAAUAAAGAAUAAAAAAAAAAAAAAAAUGGCACAUUGGAAACAGCCGAAGUACCGAAGUAGUCGAAGUGGCCGCCAUUCGUAUGGUCGAACACAUGGCGGCGUCCAUUUUGUUUAGCCGAAUGUGGCCAGCUGUGUUUUGCCGUCGAGUUCAUGGAACUCAAAUCGGACACGCGACAGCAUGAACCCUGCUGAACUUUACCUUCUAUGGAACUUCGACGCUUCGACGGGAGUUGAACAGCGUUAGAGAAUUCGAACGCCACUUUAACAUUGGGUAUUUGCACAAAUGGCCCCCGUUCGUGCAUUCGAACAGAAAUUAGUAUUGGAAAUAGACCAGGCGCACAGCCUAAAUUUGUGGAACAAUUUUGGGCAUGAAAGCCUUGCUUGCGGUUGGUCAAAAGAUACUUCCAGAAAACGUUUGAAUCCCUGCUCUGAUCUGGGUGAUUUUUUGAUAUGUUGUUCACCCAGAUCAGGGCUAUCCAGGGAUGUAUUUGUGGGGAUAUGUGUUGUUUUGGGGUGUUUUCUGUGUUUUGGGUAAAAAAAUGUGUGUUUUCUGCCUGUGUUUAUUGAGUUAGUCCAUUGUAUACGUUCAUUGGAUCACAGGCAGAGGGGAGGGUUUGUGUACAGUAACUGGGAGAGUUCAAAUGUAAAGACUCUCUCUCCCACUGUGUCAUUGUUGGUUUGUGCAUUUCAUGUCCUGUGCCCCACAAGGUCCACGUGGGUGGUAACCUUGUGGGGUAAUACUGUAUAAAAGAAGCAGCUGUAUCAUUAAAAGUUCUACUUGACCCUCAACUCGCAGCCUCAACUCGUGUUUGGGGGGAACAGCUAUAAUCACUACAGUAUGCUAUGCUCUUCAUACUCCCUUAGCUUCACAGAGCUAAUUCCUGUUCCUGCUUCGCUCUCUGAAGGAAGAGAGGUUCACCCACCGGAGCCUGUAGCCUUGUCGUAGGUCCAGGGUGGGUAGGAGACAGCAAGACCCCAACCAAGCUGCGGCGGUUCGUGGGGUCUGCAGUGCUUAUGGUGUCUGGUGCAGUGCUGAUGGUCCUUGGUGAGCACUAGGAGUAUCCUUCUACAGUCCAACCCUCAGAUAGCUUGUGAUAUCACUGUACUCAGGAGAUGUUGCUGAACACAUAUUGGGGUGUUCUUUGUCAGUAACUGUAGAUUGGAGGGGUUUCCACCGCCAGAGACAUCCCUUUCCUGAGUGUGAGGGGUGUUACGGCAUUCCAGGUAGUCAUCCAAGUAGAGAAGCUCUUAUAAGAGUUAGUAGUGAUAGCUAUAUAGCAGUUACCCACAAUAAGAGACAAAACUCUAGAUUAAGGGUGAAAUCAAUCUGUUUUAAUGAUAGUCACACUGGCCUUUUAUGCAAGUCCCCAGCUAAGGGAUACACCCAGGUGGACCUUGGUGGGGACAGUGAUACAAGGUUAUCAACCAAUAAUAACAGUGUUAUACAGUGUGACACUCCCAUACAGGACAGGCAAUCCCUCCCCUCUGCCUGGGAGACAAUUGAGUCAACUACUGUCUUUAACUCAAUUAUCUGCAGUCGAAAAAGAACAUAAAUGUAAUACAAUAAUUUUAAAACACAUAGUAUCCCCUCAUAGCCCCAAUCAGGGGGAACAUCAUACACACACACACACACACACACACAGGCAGACAGUCACACACACAGACACACACAGGCAGACAGUCAAACACAGACAGACAGCCAAACACACACAGGCAGACAGGUAUACACACAGCCACACACACAGGCAGACAGUCACACACACACACACAGACACACACAGGCAGACAGUAACAUAGACACACACAGACAGACAGUCGAAAACACAGAUAGACAGCCAAACACACACAGGCAGACAGGUAUACACACACACACACACACAGGCAUUCAGUCACACACCAGACACACACAGGCAGACAGUCAAACACAGACAGACAGCCAAACACACACAGGCAGACAGGUAUACACACAGCCACACACACAGGCAUACAGUCACACACACACACCCACACAGUGGAGGCAGUGCAGCUCCUGGAGAAGCAGGACUCCUUCCUGCUUCCCCUGCAGCAGAUACCCGACACUUUUAGCUCCGCCCCCACCAUCAGUUUAGCUCCGCCCCGCCGCACGGUAAGCUCCGUCCCGCCGCAAUAUUAUUUUUUUUUUUGUUUUUUUUUAUAAUCCCGGACAGCCAUGUCUGAGCUGUGUCAGCCUCAUGGUGCCCUCUGCUCCCAUGGCGCCGUGUGCGGCCGCACAGCUCGCACACCCCUAAGGCCGGCCCUGAUUGGGGUGUUCUUUGGCAGUAAUGCUUAAAGUUCUCCAUACAUGUAUUCUUAAAUUGCUAUGUGUGUCAAAAAAAUCACCAAUUUAUAUAUAUAUAUUUUUUUUAUGUAUAUAUAUUUUUUUAUUUGGCAUAGAUUGGUGGUAAAAUGGUUGCAUGAAAAAAGUCAAAAUACCUCAAUAUGAGAUUGAUACAUCCAACUUUGUAAAGGACAACUUUACCUUUGGUUGUCUUCUUUUAAAAAAUAUACACAUGUGAAGGGUUAUUCAGGGAUUCCUGACAGAUAUCAGUGUUACAAUGUAACUUGUGUUAAUUUUGAAAAAACUGGUUUGGAAAUAGCAAAGUGCUACUUGUACUUAUUGCCCUAUAACUUUCCAAAAAAAAGCUAAGAACAUGUUAACAUUGGGUAUUUCUAAACUCAGGAAAAACGUAGAACUAUUUAGCAUGGGUGUUUUUUUUAACAUAUUUGUUUUUAUUUCGUUUUGUCAAGGUUGUCAUACAAACAAUAAUAUCAGCAUUGAACAUUGUUGACUUUGCCUGAAUUACAGCCAUAUGUAGGGCAACACACCUUCAGGUCAUUACACUAGGAGCAUACAAUACGGUGACAUUUACUUACUUGCUGUGCUGUUGCUCGGUAUAAAUCCGGGCUGUGAGUGCAUUGUGUGACCUUCGUGAGUCAGAUUUUAGCAAUCAGUUUAGUCGCCAUGGCACUUUUGUGUAUCUAGUGCAUGGCCUAACAAUAGUUCGUCCCACAUCUGGCAGGCAAUCAUAGAAUGAGGCAGAGGGAACAAAGGGGAGUUAAAAUCAACCAAACUUAAACCCUCGAUCUGGGAUUCCUGCGUCUUAUAUUGGAGGUUAAGCAGGGGUGUGUGCUCAUUGCGUUUAUAGACUCGUGUAUUAUGACUGUGGCUGUUGGGCCAGGCCUGCUCUGGGUGUCCCUCGGUGCGUGAGCCAAUCAUGCCACAGCACCUCAUGCUGCUGCACUUUCCGAUUCAUCUUUAGAGCCAUACGCUCAUAUAAACAGACAUUGUCUAGUCUCUUUGAAAUCUCCUCCAGGGAGGGGAUCAAUUUAGUCUUCCAAUGAAAGGCUAUAGCAAUCUUAAUGACCGUUAGUAGGUUUGCUAUCAGGGGCGUAUGGUGUUUCUGAUAAAAAGUAGGUAAAAUGUGUAACAGAUUGUAGCGGAUGGCACUGGGCUGUCCUGGGAAAUGUAUAUGUUUAAGUGGCAAGUUAUAUGUGUAGAAAUGUAUUGUAUUCGUCUGAUCGUUCGGUAGAAUCAUUCUAACAAGUAAGGGAAUUGAACUACCAAACAGUCAGACCUCCCCGGUGUGAAGUGUGCCUUCAAUUACCCGUUGCAACAUUGUUGCGAACGGGUAAUUGACAAGCUAGGCAGUAAGUCCUUUGUUCUCGGGUGUGGCCGCCAUUCGGGAAACGAACAUGUUGCGGCAGCCAUUUUAAAACUCCCAAACAGCGGUGUUUUGCCUUCGAGUGUCUGGAACCCAAAUCGGACACUCGACUAGGCGAACACCGCUGAGACCUCCACAAGCCCGGUCCGUUCGGUCCCAAACUACCGAACGGCCCCUCGUUCGGUAGACAGAAACAACCGAACGAGGGGAUUCAGGCGAACCCUCCCUGGUCUCUGUAACUAGAGACUUUCGCACAAUUUGGUCCCUUUUGCCAGGACCGACCGCAGGGCCCCAUCGCAUGGAACCCAAUUCAGCUAUUCUCUCCAGCGCGGUCGGUCUUUUUAUUCCCUCCAUAAAUUUCCUGAACCCCUGGUCUGAUCUGGGUGAUUUUUGGAUAUGUGGUUCACCCAGAUCAGGGCUACCAGGGGAUGUAUCAUUUAAAGCGGUACUCCUAGGUUUAGGGGUACAUCCAGAAACGGGGGAAAUUGGUGUCCUGGAUAAGGGGAUUAUGAUGCAGACUGAGGGGAGGAGAUGUGUGGGAGGUUACCAGAACAGGAUUGGCUACUGUACUAAUGAAUGGAAAUCCCUCCCUUGCAUGGGGCAUGCUUUAUAAGGCCACUGUGUGAAUAAAUCUUUAGUUCUGCUCCUGAUACUGUGUGUCGUCCAGUUAUUGGGAGUGCUGUUGGGAUACUGCUGUAUUGUUUUACCUGCUGGAUACUUUGCCUAUGGAUUUAUAAUUACUUGUUCCUGAGCCUCAGUGGGAUCUACAAGUGGAGGUAGUGAAAUACUAGCUCUCCGCUACAUUGGUGGCAGCGGUGGGAUCCAGACUCACAGAGGAACAAGCACCAAUGGAGUACGGAUGGAGAAUGAUUUUUCUACACUAAAACGCUCCACACUAAAGGACCUCCUAGAAGCAAGGGUUAUUCAAGCCAGCAACAAAAAGAAAGUGGUACUUAUUACAGAACUCAUGGCAGAGUACCAAAUGGAUGGCGGUUCGGUUCCCGAACAGGGGGAUUCAGCGGAAAGACAGGAACAAAUGGAGUUCCAGAGACAGUUACAAUUUAGGCUGUCUUUUUAUGGAGACCACCCUCCAGUGGAAAUUAUUUCCAAGACCAUGACAGAGGUCCAGGAAUUCAUACUAAGGCAACGGACAACAACAACCCCAGAACUCAGCCCUGCAGUAAACACGGCACAGGAAGGUAAGCCUAAAAUACCGGAUCAGGCUUUUAAAACGUAUGUGGAGGCAGAGGAAGACAUAGGUGCUUUCCUGUAAGAUUUUGAAAGACUGUGUGCCCUGCAUCGAAUCAGUACAGAGGACUGGGUACCUAUUUUGGCAGGACGUUUAACUGGGAGGGCAGCAGAGGCGUAUCGUACUGUCCCAGACGAAGAAAUCAGGAAUUACAGUAGAGUGAAAGAGAUUAUACUGGCCCGGUAUGCUAUAACACCAGAGGCAUACCGGAGGAGAUUCCGGGACUUAAAGAAAGCGGAGAAAGACUCACAUGCAAAGUGGGCAUGCAGGUUACAAUGGGCGGCCCUCGGGUGGGUACAAGCUAGCAAGGCACGGUCCAUGGAGGACGUGAUACAAAUCCUGCUAAUGGAACAAUUUUAUGAUGGGGUGACAACAGAUGUCCAGGAGUGGGUAAGGGACCGGAACCCUGCAUCCCUCACAGAAGCUGCAAGGAAGGCAGAUGAUUAUCUGGACGCACGCAGACAACAAAAACCCGCAGUUCCAAAAGUAGCAUUAAAAACCUUUGGGGGAACCAACUACACCCCAGCACCACCGAUACAACUACCACUGCCACCACCACCCGCUGCACAGCCACGAUUUCGCCAGCCGAGCUCUGGGCCCUGUCAUCACUGCCAGAAAUGGGGGCAUUAUAAACGGGAAUGCCCACAACUGCGGGAUCGUUCCAUCUGGAUCCGACCAGGCCCUCCACCACCACCACCAAGAGCAGCCGCAGCACACUGCUACCAGGACAUAAUUGCAACACCAUAUGGUUCAGCAGUGCCCAUUACCACCGUGGAACAGUGGGAAGUAUUGCACGAGGCAGACCCGGUACAGGCAAAGGCUGAUAACCAACAGCAUCACAGACAGACAGUAUACCUAGAGGGCAAAGCUGUACAAGGGCUCCGUGAUUCAGGAGCCACUAUUACCUUGGUCAAAAGCCACUUGGUAGCGGACAAAGCCAAAACCAACAAAACCGUAGCCGUCAGGGUAGCCGGGGGAGCCGUAUACCGGCUACCUACAGCAAGGGUUCACCUGCAUUGGGGAGCGGGGGCAGGAGAAGUGGAGGUGGGGUUAAUGCCAGAAUUACCAGCCGAAGUUUUGCUGGGCAAUGAUCUGGGAAGGCUCACGUCUGCAUUUGAGCCCCAGAUCCCGAUCACAGGAGAGGCUCACCCUGUGGUCAACAGACAACAGGCCCGCACCCAGGCUCCACCCACACUGCCGGAGGUUCAGGUAAGAGACCCUUCCCCUUUCGCUAGACUGUGUCCCCUGUGCCCCUCCUAACGAGUUUGCAGCCGAGGUCAUAACUGACCCCACGUUACAAGUAUAUAGGGACAAGGUUACAGCAGACACACCCGGGGGAGGGAGAAAGGUUUAUCUGGGACAAGCAGCUGUUGUACAGGGAGUCUGACAAGCAGGUAGCCGGGUCAGACCACAGCGGUACCGAGCAGAGUUGCUCCGGAUAGCACAUGACAUUCGGCUAUCCGGACAUUUAGGGGUCAGUCGGACCCGGCACAGACUGACCCAAAGUUUCUUUUGGCCAGGGAUCAGCCAGGAAGUGCGCCGAUAUUGCAACACUUGCGAUAUGUGCCAAAGGGUAGGGAAAAGGGGGGACCGGCGCAAGGCCAAGCUACACCCCCUUCCCAUAAUUGAGGAACCCUUUAGAAGGAUAGCAGUAGACUUAAUAGGAUCUCUCAAGAAAGCGAGCCUGUCAGGCAAGAGAUAUAUCCUGACUGUAGUAGACUAUGCCACUAGAUAUCCAGAGGCAGUGGCUCUGACUAAUAUUCACGCGGAAAUGGUGGUGGAGGCCCUCAUGCAGAUAUUCUCCCGGAUAGGACUCGCCAGGGAGAUUAUCUCGGAUCAGGGUACCCAGUUCACCGCCGAAGUCACUCAGCGCCUCUGGAAGUUCUGUGACAUUAAGCCUAUCGUUAGUGCCCCUUACCACCCCCAGACUAAUGGGCUCUGCGAACGCUUCAACGGUACAUUGAAACAAAUGCUGAGAACCUUCGCAGAGACUCACAAAGACUGGGAACGAUUCCUGCCUCACCUCCUCUUUGCUUACCGAGAGGUGCCACAGGAAUCCACGGGGUUUUCCCCAUUUGAAUUAUUGUUUGGCCGAAGGGUACGGGGGCCACUAGAAUUGAUUAGAGAGCAUUGGGAGGGAGAGCGGAGCACCGACGGUACCCCCAUCAUACCAUAUGUGUUGGCCUUCCGAGAUCGCCUGGAGGCCUUAACUCAGACGGUACAGGAAAAUUUACAGGCGGCUCAGACCCGCCAGCGCACAUGGUAUGAUCGGGGCGCCAGGGACCGUAGCUUUCAGGUCGGACAGAAAGUGUUAAUUUUAAAACCUGUCCGACAUGAUAAGUUACAGGCCGCCUGGCAGGGCCCUUAUAGGGUGGUGGAACAAAGGUGUGACACCUCUUAUAUAAUAGGCUCUUGCGUUGGAACUGGAGGGCGACGCAUUCUCCAUGUGAACAUGAUGAAGCCCUACUAGGAGCGCUCCGAGGAGGUGACCGCCAUAUGUGUACCCAACUCGGAGGAGUUCGACAGUUUGCCUCUCCCAGACCUGCUGGGAGAUGGUCAGUUAUCUGGGGAUUUAGAGGAAGGAGCGGAGUGAGGUACAACAACUUUUGAGGGAGAAGCAAGAUACCUUCUCUCAUGUACCUGGUUACACUCCUCUGGUUACACCCCAGGUCAACUUCCCAUGCGCCAGACCCCGUACCACAUCCCAGAAGCGGUGCGUGAAAAUAUGCGCAAGGAGAUCGAAGAGAUGCUCCAGCUGGGGGUGAUUGAACCCUCAGACAGCCCCUGGGCCUCCCCGGUAGUACUAGUACCAAAACGGGAUGUGACGACCCGGUUUGGUGUAGACUACCGGAGGCUGAACGAAAAGACUGUGUCAGACGGCUAUCCCAUGCCCAGGAUAGACGAACUGCUGGACAGGAUGGCUAGAGGACACUAUCUCACCACUAUUGACCUGUGUAAGGGGUAUUGGCAAAUCCCCUUAGCUCAGGACACCAUCCCUAAGUCGGCCUUUGUCACCCCAUUCGGCUUGUACCAAUUUAAGGUCAUGCCGUUUGGGAUGAAAAACACCCCAACUAGCUUUCAGCGGAUGGUGGACUGCCUCCUAGAUGGGUUCCAAGACAAUACCUGUGCAUAUCUAGAUGAUAUUGCCAUAUUCAGCAAUACCUGGCAGGAACACUUGGCCCACAUAGGAGCGGUCCUAGACAGGAUUAGAGAAACCGGUUUAACGCUGAAACCAGCCAAAUGCAGUAUAGGGAUGGCUGAGGUACAAUACCUAGGCCAUCGGGUAGGAUGUGGAAAGCAGAAGCCAGAACCAGCCAAAGUAGAGGCGGUAGCCCAAUGGACCAAGACUCAGGUACUAGCCUUCUUAGGCUACCAGAAAUUCGUCCCGAACUAUAGCGCCCUGGCCAAACCCCUCACUGACUUAACCCGUAAGAACCUUCCCCGCCAAGUGACCUGGAGCCUGGAGUGUGAGCAGGCAUUCCAACUGUUGAAAAAUGCAUUGACCAAUGCCCCUGUCUUGGCAGCUCCCAAUCCAACUAAACGUUUUCUUGUUCACACAGAAGCUUCUAUGUUUGGAUUGGGAGCAGUACUGAGCCAAGUCGGGGCCGAUGGCGGAGAACAUCCCGUGGCUUACAUCUGUUACCCCGAGAAGUAAGCUACGCCGCCAUCGAAAGCUGUUACCCCGAGAAGUAAGCUACGCCGCCAUCGAAAAGGAAUGCCUGGCUGUGGUUUGGGCCCUGAAGAAAUUGCAGCCAUAUUUGUAUGGAGAGCCCUUUUCCUUGCUCACGAAUCACAACCCGUUGGUCUGGCUAAACAGGGUGGCUGGGGACAAUGCCAGGCUGCUGCGCUGGAGUUUGGCGCUACAGCCCUUUGACAUUAACAUUCAGUACCGCCCGGGCAAACAGAAUGGGUUGACGGGCUGUCAAGACAAACAGACCUGGAGAAAUGAUCCGUGAGCAUCCCCGGACAUCCCCAAGCUGAUCCGUGUUGGAUCAGACUGUGUAUGCCGGCUUGUGGGCAAGGGGGAGCAGUGUAGCGGAUGGCACUGGGCUGUCCUGGGAAUUGUAUAGGUUUUAACUGCAUUCGUGUAAAUGGCAGGUUAUAUGUGUAGAAAUGUAUUGUAUUCGUCUGAUUGUUCGGUAGAAUCCUUCUAACAAGUAAGGGAAUGAAACUACCGAACAGUCAGACCUCCCCGGUGUGAAGUGUGCCUUCAAUCACCCGUUGCAACAUUGUAGCGAACGGGUAAUUGACAAGCUGGGCAGUAAGUCCUUUGUUCUCGGGGGUGGCCGCCAUUCGGGAAACAAACACGUGGCGGCGGCCAUUUUAAAACGCCCGAACAGCGGGAGCUUAAUAAGGCCACUGUGUGAAUAAAUCUUAGUUCUGCUCCUGAUACUGUGUGUCGUCCAGUUAUUGGGAGUGCUGUUGGGAUACUGCUGUAUUGUUUUACCUGCUGGAUACUUUGCCUAUGGAUUUAUAAUUACUUGUUCCUGAGCCUCACUGGGAUCUACAAGUGGAGGUAGGCUAUGAAAUACUAGCUCUCCGCUACACAGAUAUCCCUCAGGUGACAGUGGAAGGGAAGUGUGGGUUAGCUUGCUGAUCAAGGUUUGCAAGCCUAACCAGAGCGGUUUAAUAUCUUGGCAUUCCCAAAAGACAUGCAGUAAGGUACACUGGGCGUUUUCGCAUCUCCAACAAAGAGGGGAGACAGUGCUGUACAUCUUGGCCAAUCUCAUAGGUACCAAGUAAGAUUUUACUGUAUGCUUCCCACAUGGAGAGGCUUCUGGAUGCUUUCUUAGUAAUGGAAAUGGCCUUGUGCCAUUGUUGUAGAGUGAGGUCCCUUCCUAUAUCUCUCUCCCACUGUGUCAUAUACUGGAGCUUGUGUGGGGUAGCAUCUUCCCACAGGGCGUUAUAACAGAGUGAGAGGGGCUUGACAGUAUGGGAGGUCAGCAGGUAUUGUGGACUGUGAGUUGUUUGUGUAGAGCUUUUGUGUAGUCCCCACCCUCUGUUUUUUGGUCUGUAGAAUGUUUUUGACCCUCAGGUAUAGGAAUAGGUCUCUAGGGGAGAGGAAGAAUUCCUCACGCAGAGUCAGGAAUGGUUUCAGCGUGUCUCCCGUGAACAGGUUGUCUACCCUCAUGAUGCCCUUCGCCUGCCAUCCGUGGGUGUCUAGGUCGAGAGAAUGGGCUUUGCAGCGCUGUUAUUGGGGCAAGCCUGAUUAGUUCCCUAGGGUCCACUAUGGUUGAGGCCCAUGUCCUCUAUGCCUGCAGUAAUGUUUUUGUACAUUGUAAGAUCGGCCUUUUAAUAAUAGUCGGGGCGCCCACCCACAUAGCCCAGGUUAGUUGUGUCAGGUAUAUACAGGCAUCCUCAAAGGAAAGCCAGAUAGGGGUAGGUGCUGCUGCUUCCGCCCUGAGUAGUCUUAGUCCCUGAGCCUACAAGGAGGCUCGGUAAUAGAGCCUAACGUCCAGCAGGCCCAGUCCCCCUCGGCUAUAAUGGAGGCCCAGGGUUUUAGUUGCUACUCGAGGUGGCUUCCUUUUCCAGACGUGUGCGUUUAUAAUUAAUUGUAACCUCUUAAUGAGUUGGGAUGGCAGCUCUAUGGGGAUGGUUCUGAAAAGGUGCAGUAUAUGCGGGAAAAUCAUCAUUUUAAUAGACCCUUAAGGUCUUCCCAUGUGGACAGUUGGUUCUUGAGUUUCUGGAUCAGAGGAACGUGAUUCUCUUGUGGCAGUGUGCGUAUGGAUUUAGUGAGUUUUAUUCCCAAGUAGGAGAGUGACUUCUUCCUCUAAUCGAAUGCGUAGGUGCUUUCAAGUUGUGUCGUGAUUGUGUGUGGUAGUAGGAUGGGAAGAGCUUGUGUUUUUGCAGUGUUAUUUUUGUAGAAGGAUACAUCGCUGUACUUGGCUAGGAGGUUGUGGAGCAGUGGAAUUGAGUGUGCUGGGUUUGUAAUAUAUAGGAGAGCAUGGGUGUUUUUUGGUGGUUGUGGAUGCGUAAGAGAUUUUGGGGGUCAAAGUAAGAAAAAGUGUUUUUUUUUUUAAAGUUUUCAUCAUAGUUCAUAAAAAUUUUUUAUAAUAAAUGAUAUGAUAUGAUGAAAGUAAUGGUAUCUUUAGAAAGACCAUUUAAUGGCGAAAAAAAAAAGUAUAUAAUAUGUGUGGGUACAGUGAAUGAGUAAGAGGAAAAUUACAGCUAAACACAAACAUGGCAGAAAUGUAAAAAAUGCCCUGGUCCUCAACGGUAAGAAAAUUGAAAACUGGUCUGGUCACUAAGGAAUUAAUAAUGCAAUUUGAUUGAUGUCACUUAUUGAGGCAAAAGCCCAUUGUUCGCUCCACAAAAUUGUCUGGCUACUUUGAAGGCAAUAAAAAGGACAAUAGUGUGAAUAAAUCCAAGCACCGCAAAUAUAAGUAUUUAUGUAAGUUUUCUGCAUUCUAUCGUCAUAUUUUAACCUGAUAUUCUGUCACAGUUUAGGGGAGUCUUUAGGCCACAGUGGAUUACAAAUCCCCUAUUACCUGGGACUUGAGAAAAUGCCCAUGUGAGCAAAAAAUAUGUUUAAAGUCACAUAAUAAAACCUUGAUAACCACUGGAUUCAGGUGUCAAACGAGUCUUACUCAUUUCAUAAUAUUCUGUGCUAAAGUAUGGGUGCCCUAUGUACCAUGUUUAAAAUAAUUUUGAAAUUGUAUUGUCACUGUAUAGUGAAGCAAACCUGUCUGACACUAGAGUUCCAUUUAACAGUUAUCGUUCUGAGACAUCAUUGAUCAUUUGUAGUGCACGACACUGCCAAUUUUUCUGUCUAUUUAAAGAGUGAAAGUAGAGGAAGUAAAAUGCUUGAUCCUGUGAUAUAUAAAAUAUUUUGGGCAAUGCUGAUAGUCCCGGAUCAGCCUGUGUCAAUUGGCCAAUAUAUAUCCGAAUAAAAGAAAAACAAGAAAUAACAUGCUUCAAUGUCUUCCAAAAAGAGUCCAAACUGGUUAAAAUUAAUCAAUAUAAAAUGUUCUAAAUGCAUUUGUUGCUAUAAAAUUUUUAUUUUGUUAUAUUUUUAUUUUUUAUGGCAGGAAUUCAAGUCAGGAAGUCAAGCUACACAUGGAUGACCAGCGAGCUUGCUAAACUCUACUUUGACUAUGGAAGGAUGAAUACAUACUAUAAACGAGGACUUCCCUUUAAAGCUUCGGUGAGUAUUAACAUAUCCAAGUAGUGGAAUUGUUUAGGUUCCCUCUAAGCUAUGACUUGUAUUCCUUCUUAUUGGUCACUCUCUGGCUGUUCUGGAGUCAGAGUUAAACCUGGCUUUUAUAAAAUAUUGAGAAUAUUUAUCUGUAAUAGUGGAUCGUGUUCAUUAGAACUCCAGACUACAUGGAGUAUCACUGAAACAAAAUAUUAUAUUGUAAUUAAAUAUAAUAUAUCAUUCAUGUUGAGUCUCUUUUAAGGUGGUAUUAACAGAUGAAAAAAACAAUCCCAUGCAAGGUGAAAAGAUCGAACUGGAAAUAAAUAGAAACAUCAUUCAGAAUGUAACAACAAAUGCAGACGGCAGAGCAACAUAUGAGAUUGAUACAUCCAACUUUGUAGAGGACAACUUUACUAUUAAGGUUAGUAUCAAGGCCUAUUGGAAAGAUGCAGGGCCGGAUUAACAUAGGGCUGAUGGAGCUGCAGCUCCAGGCCCAUGCCCAUUAAAUAUGGCCAUUGACUAAAUAUAUAUAUAUAUAGUUUAUUUUUUUACACACUACUCUUAGGGUUUCCACCUGGCUUUUUUUUUAAUGGCACAGACAGUAUUUGAGGCUGCCUGACCGGUGCCAAUAUUGCAGUCAUACUGGCAAUACAAAUGAUGGUAUUUUUCACAGUAAAAACAGAUUACAGUGCAGUACCAGCACUGGCCAGUCGCUUCGUGUGUGGAGAAAGGCAGGGAUUUUCCAAUCCCUGCCUUUCUCCACACACGCAGCGACUAGCAUAUCCCUCCCUGCCUAUCUCUAAUCACCGAUCUGCAGGGGAUCAGCUACAGAGAGCCUACACAGCAACUCCCACCCAGCAGAGACAUCCUACAGCUCAGGGAAGUGAGGCAUGGGGGAAAGGCUGCAAGGAGAUAUGGGGGCACUGGGAGAUAUGGGAACAUUGAGACAUUGGGAGACAUUAUGACACAGACACGUAGGGACACUGAGAAACUUGGGGACACUGGGAGAUAUGGGGACACUGAGACACUAAGGGACAUUUGGAAAAAUUAUGACAGAGACACUUGGGGACACUGAGACACUAGGGACACAGUGUCCCCAUGUCUCCCAGCCAGUGUCUCAGUGUCCCCAUGUCUUUUAAGUGCCUCUUAGUUUCCCAGUGUCCCCUAGUCUCCCAGUGUCUCCCUAGCCCCAGCCAGUGUCCCUAUUGUAUGUGUCCCUGGUGUCUUAGUGUCUCCAUGUCUUCAAGUGCCCCCUAGUCUCCCACUGUCCCCAUGUGUCCCAGCCAAUGUCCCCUAUUCUAUCAGUGUCCCCGGUGUCUCAGUGUCCCACUGUCAUCAUGUCUCCCAGUAUUACCAUCUCUCCCAGUGUUCCCUGUCUCAGUUUCCCCAUGUCUUCCUAGUGUCCUAGUGACAUGGGGACCCUGGGAGACAUGGAGAUACAUAUGCUACGGGACACUGGGAGACACGGUGACAUAGACACUAGGGGACACUGAGAGACAUGGAAAUACUGGGGACACUGGGUGACAUGUUGACACAAGAGGACACUGGGAGACAUUGGGCAUUGAGACACUGUGAUACACAAGGACAUUCUGAUACAUAGGGCCACUGGGAGACCUGGAGACACGACACUAGGGGAUACUGGGACAUGGGGACACUGAGAGACUAGGGGACACUGGGAGACAUGGCGCACUGAAACACUGUGAUACAUAGGGACACUGUGAGAUCUGGGGUAAUCAACACAUGGGGACACUGAGACAUGAGGGCACUGGGAGACAUGGGGGCACUGGGAGACUAUAGGAGACUGAUACACUCUAAGCUAUAACAUGGAGACACUGAGACAGUGGGAGACUUACGACACUUGGGGCCAAGGAGACACCAGGAGCAAUCCACCUAUACAGCAGAAUCAAACUAAGUAGCUUUUUGGUGAUUUUACAGCAUUUUUUCGUAUGUCACUCCUUGUGAUUUACAUCAUGUCUCCCAUACAUAAUAAAUUAUGCAAAUUAGUAAGGCCGGUAUGUUUUUUCUAGAAAGGUGGCAACCCUAAAACUUUCCACAUACUCUUGCUUAAGUAUGGAAAUUUAAGAGGGAUGUAUGGGAACAAAACUUGUGUGGAGUGGCUGACAAUAAAAUUAGUUAAAGGAUCACUAUAGUCAACAGAUAAAAGCAAGAAAGACAGGUCCCCCAGACUUCUUUCUUUCUUUUAUAUGAACUUCCUCUUAUAAAAAAAUAAUUUUAGAGUCUUUUUUAGCAAAUAAACUUACCUCGGUUCUAGCACAGAGAUCCCCGUUAGGCCACACCCCCUUUUUCAUCAAAAUGACAAAAAAAUCGCAGGGCUCAAUCAAGCGCUUCUCUCAGAGAAGUGUCAUCGUGAUUUGGUGCGCAUGCGCGGCUUCGCGCUGCACCAACCACGUUCAUAAUAGAGCAGCAUUGAAUGCCGCUCUAUGAAUGAACUCAGAGCCUCUACCGUUCAUUUAUGGUAUGCGCAUUUGCAGACUGAGCUGACUGACAACUCAGCUCGCUGUCUAUUUAGAAAUAAAAACUGGAUAAGCACAACGCGUUUCGACGUUUCGGCGUUUAGAAGGCUAUACUUCAAAAUCCAUAAUCAUUAGUCCAAAUACACCUCAUAAUAAAGGAAGCAGAAGGGGGGUGGGGUGGAAAGGGAUGGGUAAAAAUAUAUUAAUACAUACUUAUGCAAAACAAAUUAAAUUUAAUUUCCUAAAAUAAAAAUAUAAAUAGAACACUGAUAAAACGAAUCAAAAAUGAGUAAAAAAAAAAAGAAAUUGUAAAAGAGAGAAAUCUUUCACCAUGCUCAGCUAAAAAUACACAAUAAAAAAUGUAUAAUACAUAACAUAUAAUAUAUAAUUGUAGAAAGCUAAAAAAAAACUGGAAAAAAGAGCACAAAUUUAAUUAUAAAAUAGGACCAAUAUCAAAAUCUAAAUUUAACCCCUUAGGAUACAAUGUCUGUAAAUCAAAAAUCCAAGCACUUUCUUUUCUACUCAGGUUAAGGGCAUUAUCCCCACCUCUCCAAUUAUUUACAACUUUUUGGAUAGCCAUAAACUCCAACUCUUCAGGGUUAGAUUGAUGCACUUCUGAAAAAUGUUUAGAAACACUAUGGUUUGGAAAACCUUUUCUUAUAUUUCUAAUAUGCUCAUUUAUGAGGAUUUUUAAGGAUCUUGAAGUUUUUCCUAUUUACUGCAAACCGCAUUUACAAUUUAAAAGAUAAAUAACAUUUUUUGAAUCACAGGAGAUAAAAGAGGAUACGGAAUAUUGUUUAUUAGUUAUAGAUGAUAUAAACAUAUCUUUCAUUUUCUUAUUAACAGAAGUGCUCUUACAGACAUUACAACACCCACAAUGAAAAAAACCUUUUUGUGUUCUAG